Molecule: messenger RNA, 65773 nt
Organism: Schistocerca nitens (vagrant locust)
Lineage: Eukaryota; Metazoa; Arthropoda; Insecta; Orthoptera; Acrididae
Product: titin
Exons: 159
Coding region: 129-64862 (21577 amino acids)
Molecular function (GO): protein binding
Source: RefSeq, a predicted model, not a curated record
CUUCGCACACGACCGACGUCUUGCAUGUUCCUCUUGGCUCGGGGAUGCCCGCUGCCUUCGCCUCCUGAUUUCACAUUUGACUUUGCUCGUUUCCGAGUGUUCGACUCCCGACGCUGCCCCGCGCGACCAUGGAGCAGCGACAGCAGCAGCAGCUGCAGCAGCAGCAACAGAUCUCGUCCCGCACGGAGCAGCGCUUCAGCCGGCAGGUCACCAGCACGCAGCAAGUGCAAGGAAUGGUGAUGCAGUCUUCGCCACAACUUACGUUCGGUAACAGGCCAGGAGAUGUCUCACCCCCAGUCUUCGAACAGAUUUUCCGAAAUGCCCGCUUUGCACAGGGUGGUAAUGCCCUCUUUGAGGGUAAAGUCCGGGGUAAUCCGAAGCCUGUUGUUUCAUGGACAAGGAAAGGCGCUCCCCUUCUUGAAUCAAACAAAUAUAAAAUGAAAUAUGAUGAACAGACUGGAAAUGUUUCAUUGCUCAUCAAUGCAAUAGGACCAGGAGAUGAAGGGGAGUACACAUGCACUGCACGAAAUCAGUACGGUGAAGCUAUCUGUUCAGUUUACAUACAACCUGAAGGUCAGGGGCAGAUCAUACAGCAGCCUCCAGGUGGCUACCAGAGAGAGUUUACUCAGACAAUUGAAACCUCUGAACAGCGAACAACACAGCAGCGAUUUCAGAAACAGACAACAGGAAAAAUUUCAUAUGCUAAUGGACACAUUGUAGAAGAGGAUUUUAAAGUGGACACAUUUGAGUACCGGCUUCUCCGUGAAGUUGAGUUUCGUGAAUCAAUAACACGGCGCUUUGUUGGAGAAGUUGACAGAGAGAUCAGUACAGUUAUUGAUCGAUCACUGGGACCUGUUGCACCUCCACAAAUAGCACAGAAACCACGAAAUUCCAAACUCCAGGAAGGUACCACAGCGACAUUCCAGGCUAAAGUUCCAGCCAACCCACGUCCAAGGAUUACAUGGUUUAAGAAUGGACAGCGCAUCACUCAUUCCCAGAAGUAUGAAAGUAGUUACUCAAACCAACAAGCUGUUCUUAAGAUUAACUCUCUCCAGUCUGAAGAUUCUGGACAUUAUACUCUCCUGGCGGAGAAUCCUCAAGGAUGUGUUGUAUCAUCUGCUUACUUAGCUGUUGAAUCGUCUGCGACUCAAGAUGGACUUGAUCAGAGGGGAAGAGUUCCUCAUACAGAACCUUCUGAGGGCACAGAGGCAGGGAAGGCUCUCGCACCUAACUUUGUGCGGGUUUGUAAUGAUCGUGAUGUUACUGAGGGUAAAAUGACACGUUUCGAUUGCCGAGUGACUGGCCGACCUUACCCAGAAGUGGCGUGGUUCAUCAAUGGGCAUCAAGUCAGUGAUGAUGCAACCCAUAAGGUGUUGGUCAAUGAAUCAGGCAACCAUGCUCUCAUGAUAACAAAUGUGAGCAUUUCAGAUGCUGGAGUAAUUACCUGUGUAGCCCGCAACAAGGCUGGAGAGACUUCCUUCCAGUGCAAUUUAAAUGUAAUAGAGAAAGAACAAGUUGUAGCCCCAAAAUUUGUGGAACGAUUCAGCACAGUACAUGUGAAGGAGGGGGAGCCAGUGGUAUUGAAAGCCCGAGCUGUUGGCACUCCCAUCCCUCGCAUUUCAUGGCAAAAGGAUGGGGUCCCCCUGGCGCCGGGACCUGAUGUAAACAUCCACACAGACGGUGGAGCCUCGACACUGGACAUCCCGCGAGCCAAGGCGUCGGAUGCGGCCUGGUACCAGUGCACCGCUCAGAACGUCGCAGGCUCCACCGCCACACGUGCUCGUCUCUUUGUCGAGACACCUAAGGGCGCCACACCUCCUCCCCGUCGUCUUAAUUUACCACGACCGACGAAGGUCAUUGAACCUGAACCAGAGCCAGGGCCUGAGGUAAUCUAUUUACGCCAUGUGGAGCGUGCAAAGCCUCACAUGCCUUUGCCAGAAGAAGAGCGUAUCUACCCACCACCACAAUUUAUUAUUCCACUGAACAAUGCUCAUCAGGUUGAGGGAGGACGUGUACAUUUUGAGGCUCGCAUUGAGCCUGUUGGUGACCCAAGCAUGAAAGUUGAGUGGUUUGUGAAUGGCAGACCUCUGGCUGCAAGUUCUCGUGCUACAGCUACAUUUCAGUUUGGUUUCAUCGCACUUGACCUGAUAAGCAUUCAGCUGGAGGACAGUGGAGAAUAUGUUUGCCGUGUGUCAAGCAAUUCGGGAUCAGUUGAAUCUCAUGGUCUGCUGAGUGUAACAGGCCGAGUUGGCAUCGAACAAUCUAGUCAGCACCCCGACAGCCUGCAAUACAUCCAACAUUUGGAAGACUACUCACGCUAUCAGCGUACAGAGAGUAUAGAAGAAGUCUCGUCUCAACGGCCUAACUUCAUUCGACCACUUCAGGAAUUAGGAGAGCUACAAGAGGGCCGAAAUGCCCACUUUGAAGGACAGCUCACUCCCGUCAGCGACCCCACUAUGAGGGUGGAGUGGUUCAAGGACGGGAAACCGAUCACAGCAAGUUCUCGCAUUACCACCAUCUUCAACUUCGGUUAUGUCUCCUUAAAUAUAUUGCACCUACGGGCUGAAGAUGCUGGUACAUACACCGUGCGAGCUGUGAACAGAACAGGCGAGGCUAUUAGUUCUUCUACUCUCAAAGUUCAAGCACGCACUAGCGUGACAGCAGAUCUCGGUAUACCAGAGCAGCAGAGAUAUAUUGAGAAAGUUGAAGAACUGGAAGCUUAUCAGCAGUAUCUGCAAUCACAGCGAUAUGUACAGGAACCUCCAGAGAGCACAGCACCUCCUGAAUUUAAGUCACCGAUUAAAGACCAGCUGAAUAUCAGGGAGGGUGGAUUUGCUCAUUUUGAAGCUCGUCUUGAGCCUAUUGGUGACUCUACUCUACGAGUGGAAUGGCUAAAAGAUGGAAAACCAGUUGAAGCCAGUUCACGAAUCACAAGUUUUUUCAAUUUUGGAUAUGUGGCAUUAACAAUUAAAUCAGUCACAACUCAUGAUAUUGGCACUUACUCAUGUCGUGCAAUAAAUACUCUGGGAGAGGCUGUAACAUCAGCUAAGUUAACAGUUGUUAGUAAGAAAGACAUCAUUAUGGACAGUCAACACCCAGGAGGCCUUGAGAAAAUACAGUAUCUGGAAGACACAAGUCGCUAUGGCCGAAGCCUUCAAGAAGAGACUACUGUCACAAAGAAACCAAUGUUUCUUGGUCCACUGAAGGGUACCAACAAAAUUGUGGAAGGUCAGAGGGCCCACUUUGAAGCCCGAGUGGAGCCUCAACAUGAUACAACAUUGCAGAUUGAGUGGUAUUUCAAUGGGAAGGUAAUUAUGACUGCUAACAGAAUCCAGACAUAUCAUGAUUUUGGUUAUGUGGCAUUAGACAUUCUUGCUGUCCGUGCUGAAGAUGCUGGUACCUAUACUGUGGUUGCAAGAAAUGCCCUUGGUGAAGCACAGUUAUCAGCCAGUAUGGUUGUCGAGACUCGCUCAAGCAUAGACACCACAAGUAUGCAUCGUGGCACAUAUGAAAAGACACAACGCCUUGAAGACUCAAAGUUUAUUGAACCAUCAUAUCAUAUUGAAGAAAUCUCAAAAUCGAAACCAAUCUUUGUACAGCCUCUGUCAGACCCAAAACCCAUAAGUGAAGGCAAGAAUAUUCAUUUGGAAUGCCGUCUGGAGCCUAUGGGAGAUCCAACAAUGCGUGUUGAAUGGUUCUAUAAUGGAAGACCAAUCACAGUUGGAUCACGCUUUAGAACAUACUAUGACUUUGGAUAUGUGGCACUAGACAUCGUGCAGGCCACUUCUAUGGAUUCUGGUGAAUACACUGUGCGAGCAACAAAUCAUCUUGGAUCUGCACACACAUCAGCAUGUGUGAGGGUAAUCAGUCGCUCAGAUAUUUUAACGGAAACACAGAAUGAAUCAGCUCUUGAACAGAUCCAGUAUUUAGAAGAUGCCUCUCGACACCGAAGAACAGUAACAGAAGAUGUUACAGUGGUUCAAGCUCCACAAUUUACUCGACCAUUACAUAACAUUGAAACUGUUGAAGGCACAAACAUCCAUCUGGAGUGCCGCCUUCAGCCUGUUGGAGACCCUACAAUGAGAGUUGAAUGGCUUGUCAAUGGGCAGCCUGUCAAGACAGGACAUCGCUUCCGACCAGCAUAUGAUUUUGACUAUGUGGCUCUAGACUUGCUGAGUGUAUAUCCUGUGGAUUCAGGUGUUUACACAUGCGUGGCUCGCAAUCAGCUCGGUGAAGCUGUUACUUCAUGUUCAGUUAAAAUCAUAGCGAAAAAGGAUCUGAUUCUGGAAACUCAACAUCCAUCUGGGCUGGAAAAAAUUCAGUAUUUGGAGGACACAUCACGUUAUCGAAAGACAGAGUACAUGGAUGAAGUAGUGAAUGUGCGCCCACGUUUCAUCACAAAGCCCAAAAAUUUAGAUAACAUGCGUGAGGGUCAGCAUGCACACUUUGAGUGUAAGCUUGAACCAGUGACUGAUCCAAACCUGAAGGUGGAGUGGUACAAGAAUGGGCGUCCAGUUACUGUAGGUCAUAGGUUUCGGCCCAUUCAUGAUUUUGGGUACGUUGCUCUGGACAUCAUAGACCUUAUUGCUGAGGAUUCUGGUACAUAUACAUGCCGUGCAGUAAAUUUGCUUGGAUCUGAUGAGACCACUUGUGUUCUUAAUUGCAGAAGCACUGCACAGAUAUUGACAGGUACUCAGAAUGAGACAGGACUUGAGCAGAUUCAGUAUCUUGAAGAUAAAUCUCGUUAUCAGCGUUCUGAAUAUAUUGAAGAGACUACAAAGCAAGCACCAAUAUUCACUACAUCUCUGAAGCACAUGGAGAUCAAAGAAGGCCAGAGGGCACACUUUGAAUGCCGCCUUAUACCUGUUUCAGAUCCCACAAUGAAAGUUGAAUGGUUCCACAAUAAUGUCCCAGUGAAGUCAGGUUCUCGAUUUACUGAGACAAAUAACUUUGGUUUUGUUGCAUUGGACAUAAUGUACUGCUAUCCAGAAGAUUCUGGAACAUACACAUGUCGCGCCAAGAAUAUUGUUGGUGAAGCUAUGACAUCUGCCAAUCUGACCUGUAUCUCAAAGAAAUCAAUUUAUAUGGAAACACAACAUGAGGAAGCAUUAUCAAAACUGACAUAUUUGGAGGAUACCUCUCGUCAUCAGCGACAGACAGUCCAGGAAGAAGCUGUGACCCAGGCACCGAUGUUCACACAGCCAAUGAAGGAUGUCCGUGUAGCUGAAAAUCAGGCUAUGCACUUUGAGGCGCGACUUAUACCUGUAGGAGAUCCGAAGUUACGCGUUGAGUGGCUUCGAAAUGGCGUUCCAAUACAAGCAUCAAAUCGUGUGACAACUAUGCAUGAUUUUGGAUAUGUUGCACUGAACAUGAAGUAUGUUUACCCCGAGGACUCAGGCACCUACACUUGCCGUGCUAUCAAUGAACUUGGACAAGCAGUCACUUCAGCAACACUUGUUGUUCAUUCCAAAGCAUCGUUGCUUCUGGAGAGCCAACAUGAGGCUGCACUGCAGAAACUUCAGCAGCUUGAAGAUACAUCACGGUAUCAACGGCGUGAAGAGGAGGAGAUUAUUGUAACUCAGCCACCAAAGUUUACAGCUCAACUUAAUGGACCCACAGAGCUAAUUGAAGGUCACAGUGCUCAUUACGAAUGCCGCAUUGAACCAUAUCCAGAUCCCAACAUGCGUGUUGAAUGGUUCCACAAUGGAAAACCACUACAACUAGGUCACCGUUUCCGGACUACUUAUGACUUUGGAUUUGCUGCACUUGAUAUACUUACUGUUUAUCCAGAAGAUUCUGGAGAAUACACUUGCAAAGCAACAAAUAAAUUGGGGCAGGCUUCAUCAUCCAUAAAAGUUAAUGUCAAAUCCCGUUCAUCAAUCAUUUUGGACACCCAACAUGAAGGCGCAUUGCAAAAGAUUCAGUAUUUGGAGGAUGAUUCCCGCUACAAACGUGCAGCUGUUGAAGAACAGGUGAUAGCUGAAAAACCACAAUUUGGACGGCCAUUACGAAAUAUUGAUCGAUUGCCUGAAGGACAGAGUGCUCACUUGGAGGCUACACUUACACCAGUCAAUGACCCUACAAUGCGUGUUGAGUGGUUCUGCAAUGGCAGACCCAUUCCUCAAGGUCAUCGUUUCAAGACAACUUAUGAUUUUGGAUAUGUGGCACUUGAUAUCCUGUAUGCAUAUGCUGAAGAUUCAGGCACAUAUAUGUGUAAGGCACGUAAUGCAGUUGGAGAGGCUGUUACUACAUGCUCUGUUACUGUUGAAGCUAAAUCUGGCCUCUACUUGGAUACUCUUGAUGAAAACCGCUUGAAGAAAAUAAAAGACCUGGAAACAUUUGAGAGGCCUCAAAAACCAGAAGUUGAACCUGAAAUGCAAAAGCCUGUGUUCAUUACUCCACUUGUCAGCUUAGAAAAUCUGAAGGAAGGUGAACAUGCUCAUUUGGAAUGUCGUGUAGAACCUAUAAAUGAUCCUAAUCUCAAGAUUGAAUGGUUUGUGAAUGGAAUUGCCAUAAAAACAGGUCACAGGUUCCGUACUACACAUGACUUUGGUUAUGUUGCUCUUGAUAUUCUGUACACAUAUGCAGAGGACUCUGGAACUUAUAUGUGUAAAGCAACAAAUUUGGUGGGAGAAGCUGUGAAUACUUGCCAGAUAACAGUUGGAGCUCGCCGUAGUAUCUAUUUAGAAUCUCAGCAUCCUGAAGGCUUACAGAAAAUCCAAGAACUUGAAGCACAAGGUCGGCCUGCUCGACUUGAAGUGGAGGAACCUGAAGUCACCCCGCCACGUUUUGUAACAGAACUUAGGGGCACAACAGAAAUAUUUGAAGGGCAGACAGCACACUUUGAAGCCCAAGUGGAACCUCUGCAUGAUCCAAAUCUGCGUAUAGAGUUUUAUCACAAUGGUAAACCUCUUCCUUCAGCAUCACGCUUCCAUAUCACUUUUGAUUUUGGUUAUUUGGCACUUGAUAUAACCCAUGCUGUUCCUGAAGAUGCUGGAGAAUAUACUGCCAAGGCCAUCAAUGCCCUUGGACAGUGCACUUCUACAAUUACUUUACGUGUGACAGCUAAAAGCAACAUUGUGCUCGAGUCCCAGCGACCAGAAGGAUUAGAUAAAAUUCGAGCCUUGGAGCAGCAUGUCCCAUACCAGAGGCCAGAGGUUCCAGAGCCAACUAGACAAAGGCCUGUGUUUACACAGCCUUUACAGAAUAUUGACUCUAUAGCGGAAGGGCAGACGGCUCACUUUGAAUGCAGACUGAUACCUGUUGGUGAUCCCACACUCAAAGUGGAGUGGUUCCGUAAUGAGAAACCCCUUGAAACAAGCUCAAGAAUUACGAAGACACAUGACUUUGGCUAUGUGGCAUUGGAUAUGACACAUGUUAGGGCUGAGGAUGAUGGUGUGUAUAUGUGCAGGGCUUCAAAUGCUCUUGGUGAAGCUGUGACAACAGCAUCUAUGAAAAUAAAAACAAAGGCGGACAUACAACUGGAAACUCAACAUCCUCAAGGCAUGAAACGAAUUCAGCAAUUAGAAGAAGGGAAAGCACCAGCACGGCCAGAACAACCAGAACGUGAAUUUGACAAACCCAUCUUCACACAAGUGCUCACAGGUCCAUCUGAACUGUGGGAGGGACAGCAUGCACAUUUUGAGUGUCGUGUUGUACCAGUAGGUGAUCCAAAUAUGCGAUUUGAGUGGUACAUUAAUGGGACAGAGCUGAAAUUAGGAUCUCGCUUCCAUGUCACACACGACUUUGGUUAUGUGAACUUGGAUAUUAACUCUGUAAUUAGUGAAGAUUCUGGAGUCUAUAUGUGUAAAGCCAUAAAUAAAGCUGGGGAAGCAGUGUCUUCAAUAUCACUGAAAGUAAAAACACGUUCAUCAAUUAUUGGAGAUACUCUUCAACCUGAUGCAUGGCAAAAGAUUCAGCUGAAAGAGGCAGAAAUGAAUAAAGUUCCUCCACAAUUUGUAGAUACAGCACCUCAACAAGCACCUGUUUUCACAACUCAUUUGACCAGCCAUGAUAAACUCGUAGAAGGUCAAAAUAUUUUAUUGGAGGCACAAGUGGAGCCACGCACAGAUCCAAACCUUCGAGUUGAAUGGUUCAAGAAUGGAAAACCACUUGCUACUGGCACUAGACUUAGGACUACAUUUGACUUUGGCCAUGUCAGUUUGUCUGUCACUGGAUUACGAGCUGAUGAUUCAGCCAUUUACACCUGCAAAGCCACAAACUUACUGGGAGAGGCUGUAUCAACUUGUACUCUCAAAGUUGAAGAUCGACACUGGCUAUUAGCUGGAUCACUUCGUCCUGAGGCCUUACCAAAGAUUGAAGCUCUUGAAGAACCAAAGGCUGGUCGUCCUGAAGCUCCUGAGCCUACUUAUGAAUCACCAGUGUUUAUUACCCACUUGAAUAACGUUGUCUGUACUGAAGGCGAGAGUGUUCACUUUGAAUGCCAUGUGGAACCUUCAAAAGAUCCAACACUCAAUAUCGAAUGGUUCAUAAAUGGCAAGCCAUUGCCCACUGGUGCUCGCUACAAAUCCACUUAUGAUUUUGGGUAUGUGGCUCUGGAUAUAAUUCAUGCUUAUGCAGAGGAUUCUGGAGUGUACAGCUGUAAAGCCACAAAUAGCAAGGGACAGGCUGCAACAUCAGGAACUCUGAAAUGCACAAGCAAGCAAGACAUCUUCUUGCAGACACAACAUCCACAGGGUGAAGCAGGCCUUGAGGCUGUGCGUGAGGCGGAAGGAGCAUACUUAUCAAAAUAUCAGAGGCAGCCUCUAGCUCCUGAAAAAGAUUAUCCAAAGCCAGUAUUUGUGGUGCCACUUCAAGAACAAGUAACACUGAAUGAAAAUGAAGCUUUGCAUGUUGAGUGUCAAGUUGAGCCGAAGGAAGAUCCAAAUCUCAAAGUUGAAUGGUUCUUCAAAGGAAAGCCUCUUGAACAUGCAACACGUUUCAAGACAACAUGUGACUUUGGCUUUGUCACACUUGAUUUGACUGAUGUAUAUGAAAGGGAUCAAGGAAUAUACACUUGUAAAGCAACCAAUUUAAAAGGAGAAGCAUUUACCUCCACAACAAUAUACUGCAAAGGGAAGGAGACUCUAAUUGAACGUACACAGCACCCAAAAGGAGCUGAAGGUCUGGAAAAAAUCCAGGAUUUGGAAGAAUCACUGAGGAGGCAAGAAGGAGCUCCUCCAGAACCCGAGGAAGGCCAUCCGCCUGUCUUCACCUCACAGUUUCAGGAUCUCAAGAACCUUAGUGAGGGAGAGAUUGCACACUUUGAGGCUUCCCUUACCCCAGUUGGUGACCAGACUAUGACCGUAGAAUGGUUCUAUAAUGGAGAGGUAAUCAAAGCAAGUCACCGCAUUAGAACUGUACAUGCAUUUGGGAUGGUUGUCCUAGAGAUAUUAGGAACUAAAAUUGAAGAUUCCGGCACUUAUACUUGUAGAGCAACAAACAAAUGGGGCCGUGCCGAAAUCAGUGUUGAACUGGAAUGUGUUGACAAGUCAAAGGGUCAGAAACCACACUUUACAACACACAUUCAGAGUCUUGAGAAUCUGAAAGAAGGUGAAUCUGCUCAUUUUGAAUGCACACUAACACCUGUGGGAGAUCCUAACUUGAAAGUGGAAUGGUUUCACAAUGGCGAGCCACUGCGACACUCCUCCAGGAUCAAAUCAGUAUCUGAUUUUGGCUUUGUUGUGAUGGAUAUCUCAUACGUCCAGAGCCACGAUACAGGGGAGUAUGUGUGCAGAGCGAGCAACAAGUAUGGGGAAGACUUUACAAGAGCAACCAUAAAAUGUUCUGGACGUGGUGGUGUGUAUUUGGACAGUCUGCAGCCUGAUGCACUUGCUCGCAUUCGUGAAAUGGAGCUCUCCCAGGGUGGGCAACCUCAGGCUCCAACCACUCCUGUUCUUGAACCACCUGUUUUUACCACACAUAUAUCAGAUGUCACAAACCUGGUUGAAGGGCAAAGUGCACACUUUGAGGCUCGUCUUACACCAGUCAAUGAUCCAAACCUCACAGUUGAGUGGUUUUACAAUGGUAAAAAGCUCCCACAUGGCCAUCGUUACAGAACAUUCCAUGACUUUGGUAUUGUUAUUUUGGACAUCUUAUAUUGUUAUGAAGAGAACUCAGGAGUUUAUGAAUGCCGUGCAGUCAACAAAGUAGGCCAGGAUGUCACAAAAGCAACACUAAAAUGUGUAUCAAAGGCCAAUCUCAUCUUGGAUUCACAGUUGCCUCGAGGGAUGGAAGGUGGAUUGGAAAAAAUACAGAAUUUAGAAGAUUCACACUUAAAGAUGAGAGAUGAAAAAACUACAGAAACAAAAGGCCAAGCCCCUGUCUUUACAGUCCCUCUGUCAAAUGUUGACAACCUUCGAGAGGGAGAGAGUGCACAUUUUGAAGCCAGACUUAUUCCUACAGAUGACCCAAAACUCAAGGUUGAAUGGUUCUGGAAUGGAAAACCGCUAAGGACAGGGUCCAGGUUCCGUACGUUCUGUGACUUUGGAUUUGUGAUAUUGGAAAUUUCUCCAGUGUACCCAGAAGACUCUGGUGAAUACUCAUGUCGUGCCUUCAAUGACUACGGGGAAGCAGUAACAACAGCAAGUAUGAAAGUGCAAGGAAAGAGGAGUAUCAUAUUAGAAUCUCAGUUGCCAAAAAGUAUGGAGCAUACUAUUGAGAAGAUUGCAGAACUGGAAGGUCUUGGAAGUGCUCCAGCUCCAGCCGCACCUGAGGAAGAUUCUGGAAAACCUCCAGAGUUCAUCACUACUCCAAGUGACCUGACACUAACUGAAAAUUCUUUGGCACACUUUGAAUGCCGUCUGAUUCCUAUCAAUGACCCCAGUAUGAGAGUAGAAUGGUUCCAUAAUGGAAAGCCUCUUUGGGCAGGGUCACGAAUCAAGACCAUAAAUGACUUUGGCUUUGUCAUACUUGAAGUUGCUGGUGUAUAUCAGAGAGAUUCUGGUCUUUAUACUUGUAAGGCCACAAACAAACAUGGUGAGGCAACCGUAUCAUGUCAGCUGCAAGUCCGCAGUCGUCAGGGAAUCAUUCUUGAGCCACAAUUACCAACAAAUUUUAAAACGGGCACUGAAAGUAUCCAGAAGCUGGAGGAGGCGUUAUACAAGAAAGAUGAAAUAGUGACAGAAGAAGAGAAACCAAAUCCUCCCAGGUUCACUGUUGAAUUGAAGGAUGUACUCGACGUGCAAGAAGGAGCACCGAUCCAUUUCGAGUGCCGUGUAGAACCGGUCGGCGAUCCUACGAUGCGUAUCGACUGGUUCCAUAAUGGUCGACCAUUUGCCACGGGCUCUAGAGUCCAUAUGCUUAAUGAUUUUGGCUUUAUUGUUCUUGACAUGGAUUACACAUAUGCCAGAGACUCUGGUGAAUACGUGUGCUGUGCCACCAACAAGUGGGGGUCAGCAACAACGAAAGCUACACUCACUUGUAAAGCAAAACGAGACGUUGUGUUGGAAUCACAGUUGCCACAAGGAAUAAGUGGUGAAAAGUUGAAGGAACUGGAGAGAGGACCACUGACAGAGGCUCUCCCUGAAGAGGCGCCAGCAUCACCUCCGAAGUUCAUAACUCAGAUCACAUCAGUGGGCAUUGGUGAAGGUGAACCUGUCCACUUUGAGUGUCGUGUGGAGCCCCGAACAGAUCCAAAGUUACGAGUGGAGUGGUAUCGUAAUGGGAAACCGUUGCCAUCUGGACACCGCUUCCGUACAGUCUAUGAUAUGGGCUUCGUAUCCCUCGAUAUAUUGUACACCUAUCCUGAGGACUCGGGUGAAUAUGUGUGUCGUGCUGUCAAUGACCUUGGAGAAGAUACAACAAAGGCAACAGUGUCUUGCAAAAAGCUGCCAACAAUCAUUCUACAGAACCAGGUUCCUAAGGGAAUGAAAAAGUCUGAAGCCCUUAUGCAGAUGGAAGCCACCAUAAAGAAAUACACAUCAGAAAUUCAUUUGACAGAGGAUGAUCUUUAUGAUCCUGAUAAAAAGCAACCACCAAGAUUUGUAACCCAGAUACAAGAUCAGACAACACUAGUUGAAAUGCAAACUACAAAGUUUGAGUGCCAGCUGGCACCUGUUGGAGACCCAAACAUGAAAGUUGAGUGGUUUCUGAAUGGAAAACCACUUCCUCACAAAAACCGUUUCACACCAAUCUAUGAUUUUGGCUAUGUAGCCAUGAAUUUUGGGUGGGUGUAUCCCGAGGAUAGUGGAGAAUACUUGUGCAGAGCAACCAAUCUGUACGGUAUGGAUGAGACUCGUGCUGUAAUCAGAACUGCUGGCAAACCUGGCAUUAUCUAUGAAUCUCAGUUACCAAAGGGAAUGAAGAGCAUUGAACGUAUACGUGAAAUGGAGGCAGCUUGGCAAAUAGCACCUGAAGAACCAGAAGAAGAAACAAAACCUCGUUCUGCACCAGUUUUUGUUACAAAACCUGAACCAUACACUACUAUUGAAGGAGAACCUGCAAGAUUCUGUUGCCGAGUUACUGGACAUCCCCGUCCAAGGCUUAUGUGGGUUGUUAAUGGGCAAACUGUCGUUAAUGGUACUCGCUACCGACUGACGUAUGAUGGUAUGUGGCACUUGGAUAUUCCCAAGACACGACAAUAUGACCAUGGCAAGAUUGAGAUUAUUGCUCGCAACUCAGUGGGAGAAGCAAUAGCUACUACGGAACUUACUGUGAAAGCACGCAUGGAUGAUUACCGUGGAGUACUAAAGAACUCACCACGACCAUGGUAUGACUAUGAUCUCACUCAGUAUCAGAAAGAGCGCAUUGAACUGGAAAGGGCUCAGCUCCAACAUGUGGACAUCAGUGAACAUCAGAAGAAAGUUUCUACUGAGACUGAAACUGAAUGGCAGCAAACAGUAAAGAAGAAGAAGGGUGAAGAUUAUUAUUCCAAACUGAAAGAGCUUGAAGAAGAGCAAGUAAUCAAGGAAACUCGUUUGCGGGAAGCAUCACAUCAAUUUGCUAUACCUGGAGAAAAAGUUGUGGCCAAAACAGUAGCCAAGGGAAUGGCUCAGAGCUAUGAGCAAAAACUAGAUGAAAAAGAAGAAGAAAAACCAGCCUGGGUAACAUCUCGACGACCAACUAAACAUACAUCAGAAACAGUUGUUGAUUCCAAAACAAUUCCGAGUUUGCCACCUGAGCCAUCAGAGUCAGCUAUUCAUGCACGAGAAGUGCAUGUAGCCAAACAAAAACAAACACAGAAAGAGGUCAAGGGAGAUUUGGAAAUUACACGGAAGAUUACAGCCACAGAAACAACUGAAGUUGAGCAUAAGGCAAAAACGCAAGAACGAGUUGUCCAAGGACCUGUUAAACCUGCUAAGCCUCCAUUUUUCACCAAGAAGAUACAGCCUGUCAGAGUAUUUGAGCAAGAGCAGGCUAGAUUUGAAGUUGAAUUUGAUGGUGAUCCACUUCCAACAAUAAAAUGGUUCAGGGAGGAUUUCCCAAUCCAGAGCUCAGCCGAUCUUCAAAUACACACAUUUGGAACAAAGUCAGUUCUCAUCUUGAGACAAGUGUUUAUGGAAGAUUCUGGUGUGUUCAGGGUUGUAGCUGAAAAUCGUGGAGGAGUUGCUAAGUGCAGUGCAAAUCUAGUAGUUGAGGAAAAGCGACGCCAAGGACGAGGUGGUGUUGUGCCUCCAAGUUUCCUUACUACUAUUGAAAGCAGUGUUGUAAAUUCUGGAACACUUGUGCGAUUUGAUGCUCGUAUAGCGGGCACACGACCUAUUGAUGUCUAUUGGUUAAAGAAUGGCAAACGCAUACCAUCAUCAGAUAUUCGAUACAAGACAUUGGAAGAAGAUAGUGUGAAUACCCUGUUGAUUAUUGAGGCUAUACCAGAGGAUUCUGGAACUUAUGAAUGUGUGGCAAUCAACAGUGCUGGUGAAGCACGUUGUGAGGCUGAAUGUCAGGUUCGGUCACCCACACAACAGAAACAACAGCAGCAACAGCAACAACAACAACAACAACAACAACCAGCAGGAAAUGUAGCACCAGCAAUUAUUGAACCACUAAAGGGACAGGUCGUGAAAGAGGGACAGCCUGUUACAUUUCAGUGCCGAAUUUCUGGCAAACCAGCUCCACAGAUAAAGUGGCAAAAGGCUGACACUGUCAUUAAGCCAUCAAAAUACUUCCAGAUGCAUAAAGAUAAUGACAUAUACACUCUGAAGAUAUCAGAAGCUUUCCCUGAAGAUGAGGGUACCUAUAAAUGUAUUGCUUCUAACCCUGUCGGAUCUGUAACUCUCUCCGCACAGCUGAAAGUUCAAGCUCCUGACUCACAAGAAGUCAUGCCUACCAUUACACCACUGCGAGAUGUCACUGUACCAGAAGGAAGCUCAGCACAGUUCAGGACAAAAGUAAUAGGAAAACCAGUGCCAACUAUACAAUGGUUCCGUGAAGGAGUUCUCAUACCACAGUCGGCAGAUUUUCAAAUGAUACAGGAUGGUGACAACAGAGUGCUGCUCAUCACUACAACAUACGAGGAGGAUUCAGGAACUUUUACAUGCAGGGCAACUAACUCUGCUGGGCAGGUUGAGUCAUCUGCUAAGCUGAUCGUCAAAAGUAAGAAUGUGUUUAAUGUUACUGAACCAGUCAUGAAACUUCAUAUGUAUAUCCUUGUUUGUCAUGAUUUGUUGUGUACUGAAAUGUAUUUCAAGCUUACAUGUAAUUAUAAUUCUGUAUAUGUUCCAAGUGUAAUGUUACAAAAAUUGUUGUGUUCACAGCUGCAAACUGACUUAGAUCAUAUUACUUCUUCCAGACCUGAAUGUGCCCAACAUACAUAUACAUCUAGAAAACAAGCUCUUGGUUUUUAUUUGUGUGUCUACUGGCUCCAGCCUAGUUGUUCUUUAUUCAGUGGUAGGGAAGCAGAUUUUUCUCUUCUGUCUCAAAUAAUUUUAAAAUAUUGUUUAAAAUAUGUGCACCUUUCACCUAUGACACUCAGCAAUAGCUUAAACACACUUUACUUAAGACUAAUUUCACUAACAGCUGCAUACUGUUACCAGUCUUCUGCUUUGUGUUACGUAAAAUGCUGUUUUUAUGUAUACAUCUGCACUGCCAAGGGUGACAUAUUUGUCGGAGACUUAGAAACUGUGGACUGUUUUCAGAAAUGCUCAGCAGACUGUGUGUCACAUAACAUGGAAGUUAUAAUUGCGAUUAGAUGCACAGUGACUAUAAUGAUUGCUGUUCAGUUAGCAGUUUUUAUGUGCAAGGAUUCAUUUGAACAAUUCUCCAAGGUUCCCAUGACUGAAAUUUUACUUUUAAAAAGUGGGGAGUUCUAUCUCAUAGAAUAUUUUGAAGAAUCAGCUAAUGAUAUACAUAUGUCAGAUAUGUUCCAUGUUUUUGAGAAGAAUGAACACUGCCAAGCAGGCAUUUAUUAUCUGUACCUUUUUAUACUCCAGGAUAUGCUAAUUGGGAAGGACACGUUAGCUGACUCAAUUCAGUUUCAUUGUUUUUAUCUCUCAUUUCACACUAGCAAACUAUUGGUAGGAACACUUGGAAAUUUAAAGUACGGAUUUUUGCAGUUGAGACGUUUCUUGGAUGCGAAAAGAUGCUCAAAGACUUUAAUGCUGUUUUUAUCCUGCUUUAGGCGUCUCUUCUUUCUGCCAUUGCUUCUAUUUCAUCAUUUGUCUGUCAAACAAAGGCCCUUGCAUUUUAAUAGCAUAGUUAAUCUGGUUACAGUUCUUCUUUUUCCUUUUUGCUCUGGUUCUUUCUAUGUCUCUUUCUUUCUGGUGCUGCCUUGUCAGGCAGCAAGACUUCAUCAUCACUUUGAUGAAACUUGUGAAGCAGUUCCAUAUAAGCAAAGUGUUGCAAUUAAUUUCAUGAAAUGUGUUUUUAAGAAUUCUGAUUUUACCCACUGUAUUCAUACAUCCACAUUCCAUGUUAGUGGAAACAAAACACUUUUAUGCCCAAAUUAUCCUGUAUUAAAACUACACUCAAAGUAUUCAGAACACAGAUUGGGUAAGAUGAAUUUGUUUGUUUGUAUUCAAAUUGCAACUCUAAGGCUUUGGUAUACAACUACUUUAUCAUCAUCAGAUGAUUCUGAUAUAUCUUCUUCCAGAAGUGCCAGUUUCAAAGAGAGAGUUGGAGGCUAUAUUCUAGAUGUUCCUGAUUUCUAUUCUAAUGUAAAAGAGUACCAUUUCAAUCCCUGUGUAAUGAACACUGGCAUAAUUAUUCAUGAUUUCAAUCUGUAUCUUGACUCCUUCUUUUACGAAGAAUACAUAAGUUACACCAGAUAUAUAUUAUCUGAACUGCUUUAUGAGCUACAAGAUCUAGAGGAACACAUUCAUUUGCCAAGACAAAUGCACACUCACUCGGCUGUACCCUUCAUUAAUUGCACUGUACUUCUUUGUCUAAGAUUGAAAGCAAUACAGUUGAGAGGGAAAGUGUAUCCUACAACUGUAAAUUCACCCUGCAAGCUGAUGCAGAUGGAUGUAUCAGCAGUAGUGUAUUUGGAUGGACACAAAUUACAGUUGUUCCAGAGACUAACAGAAGUAAGGAACGUUAAGACUACACAGAUUGGUGAAAAUAAUGUCACUGGAAAUGAGGAAAGGCUUUUUAGUGGCAUGAUUAUCUUCGAAAACUAUUUUGUUUCUAAUUUUAUCCUUCCAUCUAACUGCCCACUUAAUGUACAUUUGGAUCUUGUUCCUUUUGAUGUUCCUGCAGUCCAUGCUGUGCACAAAUGUUUGACUUUUAAUUUACUUCUGCCAAUGUCAUUUUCAUUCACCAAAGUAUCAAACUGUUCAGGAAUAUGGUCUUCUCAUGAAUCUAGCCACUACUUUACCUAUACUAUUCAAGCAGCCCUUGUACAAUCAGUUUUAACCAAGACUAAUGAAAUAGCCCAAUCAGAACACAAUACAAGGCUCUCAGUUACAAUCUUCUGUUCCUCUUCAUUCAAAACUGGAGGAAGGAAAUUAGAUCAGAGUACAGCAAACAAGUCAAAUGGCGUACGCAUAAAAUAUGUAUUGUGCAAGUUAAAGAAGGCAUUAUCAGCAGCAUUGAAUUUGUCAGACAAGUGUAUGUAUCUCAACAUAAGUAGAUCUGUUGAUAAAUUUUUGGCAUCUUCUGCUGUUUUCAAUACAUUCACUGUGUAUGUUCUCAAAAUGGCUGCAUUAUGGGUUUCAACUCAUGGACUUCUACCACAAAUUAUCAUAAAUAUAUCAGAAUUUUAUUCACAUACUUGCAAUAAUACUUCAUUAAAAAAGGACAUUCUCAGGUAUAGUAUUGAUAUUCUGUCAGCAAACAAGCAACAUGCAUGUUUAACCUCCAUUGGUGUCACAACAUACAAUAUUUUCAUAUUUUGUUGGAAGAACAUGAAGCUGCCAACUCUUUUCACAAUGAACAGAGAUUUAAUGACAUCAAAGGAACUCAUGAGCAUUAAGAACUCAGCUGCCACAAGUGGAGGAAGCAGUCUUUUCACAGAAGUGGAUUCUGUUUUUGGGAGAAAUAUGUCAAAGCAGAGAUUGGAUGUAAGGCAGUCUUACAAAAGAGUGAAAGACCAAGAAGAAGCUGUAUAUGUGUUUGAGGUGUACAGCGAUUUUUAUGAAUGUGCAAAGAGCAACACGAUAAAUGUAGAACAACUAGUCUGGAACCCAAAACUGCAUAAUUACAUUGAAAAUACAAAUUUGAUACCUUCAGGAAUCUUUGAGACAAGUUGCAAAGAUGCAUAUUUAAUGCAUACAAUAUAUGUACUCAUAUUACACCAAAAACAGACAACAUGUGGCGUGUCGGUGCAUUAUGGCUUUGCAGGACGGAGAGAUGUUUCAACAGUCCAUCCAGGCUCAGGAGCACCAAAAAUACCACGUCCUGGAUAUUCUUCUAGUCAUCAUGGUUCAAUCCCGAAAACUGGUGGGAUGUCAGGAGAUGGUCAAGAAGCAGAUGCUGACGGUAGUGGUGCUGGACAUGAUUAUAUACAGGAGGAUUCAUACGAUGCAGUCCAGUUACCAGUUGGUGAUGAGACGCUGCCGUGGAGGAAACCCAGGUGUAAGCAGCUUUUUCCCAUGCACCCAUCACAAACCACAGUUCCCUGGACACAGGAGAAAAUACAGCUAAGAAGAACAGCUCAGCACCGGAGGAGUAUUGAUAAAGAGCAUCUUGAGGAAGUACAGUUGAAAACUGUCAGUGGGGGGGUGCAGCUUAAAAAGAAAGUUCGGCAGGAUAUAGAUAUUAGAAGUGAAAGACCUGAAGAACAAAAUAGCAGGACUGACACUGAUGAUUCGCUGUACAGUGUUACGGACAAGACAACGGGAAUAGAGCAGAUAGCCACAGAAGAAGAUUCAACAAUUUUACAUUUGGACCAAAUGAAAGAAACACUUGAAGAAAGACAAAAGACAUCACAUUUGCCAAAGAAAGAGGAUCAAAGAUUACCUACAGCACAAGGAAGGAAGCACAUAAAAAAAGAUAGCAGAAUAACAGUGACAGAAGAAGAUGAUAUGACACAAUUAGGAGUGCAACAAGAGAGAGAAAGGACAGAAAGAUUCAUUCGAAAAGGAAAACCUUCAGACAAGACAUUGCCAGCAGACAUGUUGGAUGAUAAUGUUACAAAAAGGAGUCCACUAGUGACAGACUUGACAAAAGAUGAUAAAAAUGCAGAAAAAUCAACAGUACCAUGGAGAACGAAGAAACCAGAAAGCUUGAAAGGAUAUCCACAUGAUGUGCACCAGAAAGUUGACAUUGUUCCUGAAGAGGCAUCACAACCAAAGCCUGAGGCACCAAUACAAGAGCAGAUAUCACAGUUACCAUGGGUACGAGGUAAGAAACAUAAGCAACCCGUCCAGGAGAAAGAGGAAAUUACUUUGAAACCAGUGAAGAAGGAUAUUCCAGAAAAGGCAAUAGAAAGAGAAAUAGUACAGUUGAAGCCUGUAGAGAAACAGAAACCAACAGUGGAAGAAAAAGACAAAAUAGUGCUGAAACCAGUGAAGAAAGACACAAAGGAAGUAACCAAAGAACAGGAAUCUCUAUCAAAGGAAAUACAUAAAGAAGAUAUAAGUGCAGAAAAAACAAGAGAGAUCAAGAGUGUAAAGAAACCAGAGACUUUGAAAGAGACUGCACAUGAUUUAGAAGAGAAAGCAAACAUUGCUCCAGAAGGAGUAUCUCUUGAGGAAAAGCCUGAGGCACCAGAGCAGGACCAGGUAUCACAUUUACCAUGGGUACGAGGAAAGAAACCUAAAGAACCUGAUCAGGAGAAAGAGAAGAUAAUGUUGAAACCAGUGAAAAAGGAUAUUCCAGAGAGGAGAGAAGAAAAGGAAGUAGUACAGUUGAAGCCUGUACAGAGACAGAAACCCACAGCAGAAGUAGAAGACAAAAUAAUGUUGAAACCUGUGAAGAAGGACACAAAGGAAGUAUUCAAAGAAGAGGAAUCUCUUCCAAGCAAAAUGCCUAAAGGAGACACAACUGUAGAAAAACCAAAAGAGAUCAAAAGUAUAAAGAAACCAGAAAGUCUGAAAGAGGUUCCAUCUGAUGUGGAAGAGAAAGCAGACAUAGUUCCAGAAGGAGUGUCUGUUGAGGAAAAGCCUGAGGUACCAGAGGAAGAUCAGGUAACGCGCUUACCGUGGGUACGAGGAAAGAAGCCUAAACAACCUGUUCAGGAGAAAGAGGAAAUUACUUUGAAACCAGUGAAGAAGGGUAUUCCAGAGAAGAUAGAAGAAAAGGAAACAGUACAGUUGAAGCCUGUACAGAGACAUAAACCAACAGCAGCAGAAGAGGAUGAAAUAAUGCUGAAACCUGUGAAGAAGGACACAAAGGAAAUAAGCAAAGAAGAGGAAUCUCUUCCAAGGGAAGUGCCUAAGGGAGACACAACUGUAGAAAAACCAAAAGAGAUCAAAAGUAUAAAGAAACCAGAGAGUCAGAAAGAGGUUCCAUCUGAUGUGGAAGAGAAAGCAGAUAUAGUUCCAGAAGGAGUGUCUGUUGAGGAAAAGCCUGAGGUACCAGAGGAAGAUCAGGUAACGCGCUUACCGUGGGUACGAGGAAAGAAACCUAAACAACCUGUUCAGGAGAAAGAGGAAAUUACUUUGAAACCAGUGAAGAAGGGUAUUCCAGAUAAGAUAGAAGAAAAGGAAACAGUACAGUUGAAGCCUGUACAGAGACAUAAACCAACAGCAGCAGAAGAGGAUGAAAUAAUGCUGAAACCUGUGAAGAAGGACACAAAGGAAAUAAGCAAAGAAGAGGAAUCUCUUCCAAGGGAAGUGCCUAAGGGAGACACAACUGUAGAAAAACCAAAAGAGAUCAAAAGUAUAAAGAAACCAGAGAGUCAGAAAGAGGUUCCACGUGAUGUGGAAGAGAAAGCAGACAUAGUUCCAGAAGGAGUGUCUGUUGAGGAAAAGCCUGAGGUACCAGAGGAAGAUCAGGUAACGCGCUUACCGUGGGUACGAGGAAAGAAACCUAAACAACCUGUUCAGGAGAAAGAGGAAAUUACUUUGAAACCAGUGAAGAAGGGUAUUCCAGAGAAGAUAGAAGAAAAGGAAACAGUACAGUUGAAGCCUGUACAGAGACAUAAACCAACAGCAGCAGAAGAGGAUGAAAUAAUGCUGAAACCUGUGAUGAAGGACACAAAGGAAAUAAGCAAAGAAGAGGAAUCUCUUCCAAGGGAAGUGCCUAAGGGAGACACAACUGUAGAAAAACCAAAAGAGAUCAAAAGUAUAAAGAAACCAGAGAGUCAGAAAGAGGUUCCACGUGAUGUGGAAGAGAAAGCAGACAUAGUUCCAGAAGGAGUGUCUGUUGAGGAAAAGCCUAAGGUACCAGAGGAAGAUCAGGUAUCGCGCUUACCGUGGGCACGAGGAAAGAAACCUAAACAACCUGUUCAGGAGAAAGAGGAAAUUACUUUGAAACCAGUGAAGAAAGGUAUUCCAGAGAAGAUAGAAGAAAGAGAAAUUGUACAGUUGAAGCCUGUAGAGAAACAGAAACCAAUGGCAGAAGAAAAAGACAAAAUAAAGCUGAAACCUGUGAAGAAGGACGAAAAGGAAAUAACAAAAGGAGAGGAAACUCUUCCAAGGGAAGUGCCUAAAGAAGACAUAAUUCCAAAAAAAACAAAAGAGAUUGAAAUUAUAAAGAAGCAAAAGAGUAUGACAGAGGUACCACAUGAUGUGGAAGAUGAAGCAGACAUUGCUCCAGAAGGAGUGUCAGUUCCAGAAAAGCCUGAAGCACCAGAGCAAGAGGAGGUAACGCGUGAACCAUGGGUACGAGGAAAGAAACCUAAACAACCUGUUCAGCAGAAAGAAGAGAUCACUUUGAAACCAGUGAAGAAGGAUAUUCCAGAGAAGAUAGAAGAAAAGGAAAUAGUACAGUUGAAGCCUGUACAGAGACAUAAACCAACAACAGAAGAAGAGGAUAAAAUAGUGCUGAAACCUGUGAAGAAGGAGACACAGGAAGUAAUUAGAAAAGAGGAGUCUCUCGCAAUGGAGGUGACUGAAGAAGAUACAACUGUAGAAAAAUCAAAAGAGAUAAAGAGAGUCAAGAAACCAAAGAGCUUGAAAGAGGCACCACAGGAUGUGGAAGAGAAGCCAGAGAUGGUUCCAGAAAGACUACCUGCUAAGGAAAAGCCUGAGGCACCAGAACAAGAUCAGGUAUCGCAUUUACCAUGGGUACGAGGAAAGAAACCUAAACAACCUGAACAGGAGAAAGAAGAGAUCACUUUGAAGCCAGUGAAGAAGGAUAUUCCAGAGAAGACAGAAGAAAAGGAAAUAGUACAGUUGAAGCCUGUACAGAGACGUAAACCAACAGCAGAAGAAGAGGAUAAAAUAGUGCUGAAACCUGUGAAGAAGGAGACACAGGAAGUAAUUAGAAAAGAGGAGUCUCUUGCAAUGGAGUUGACUGAAGAAGAUACAACUGUAGAAAAAUCAAAAGAGAUAAAGAGAGUCAAGAAACCCGAGAGCUUGAAAGAGACACCACAGGAUGUGGAAGAGAAACCAGAGAUGGUUCCAGAAAGACUACCUGCUAAGGAAAAGCUUGAGGCACCAGAACAAGAUCAGGUAUCGCAUUUACCAUGGGUACGAGGAAAGAAACCUAAACAACCUGUUCAGGAGAAAGAGAAAAUUACUUUGAAGCCAGUGAAGAAGGAUAUUCCAGAGAAGAUAGAAGAAAAGGAAACAGUACAAUUGAAGCCUGUACAUAGACAUAAACCCACAGCAGAAGAAGAGGAUAAAAUAGUGCUGAAACCUGUGAUGCAGGAGACACAGGAAGUAAUUAGAAAAGAGGAGUCUCUUGCAAUGGAGUUGACUGAAGAAGAUACAACUGUAGAAAAAUCAAAAGAGAUAAAGAGAGUCAAGAAACCAAAGAGCUUGAAAGAGACACCACAGGAUGUGGAAGAGAAACCAGAGAUGGUUCCAGAAAGACUACCUGCUAAGGAAAAGCCUGAGGCACCAGAACAAGAUCAGGUAUCGCAUUUACCAUGGGUACGAGGAAAGAAACCUAAACAACCUGAACAGGAGAAAGAAGAGAUUACUUUGAAGCCAGUGAAGAAGGAUAUUCCAGAGAAGACAGAAGAAAAGGAAAUAGUAGAGUUGAAACCUGUACAGAGACAUAAACCAACAGCAGCAGAACAGGAUGAGAUAAUGCUGAAACCUGUGAAGAAGGACACAAAGGUAAUAAGCAAAGAAGAGGAAUCUCUUCCAAGGGAAGUGCCUAAAGGAGACAGAACUGUAGAAAAACCAAAACAGAUCAGAAGUAUAAAGAAACCAGAGAGUCAGAAAGAGGUUCCACGUGAUGUGGAAGAUAAAGCAGACAUAGUUUCAGAAGGAGUGUCUGUUGAGGAAAAGUCUGAGGUACCAUUGGAAGAUCAGGUAUCGCGCUUACCGUGGGCACGAGGAAAGAAACCUAAACAACCUGUUCAGGAGAAAGAGAAAAUUACUUUGAAGCCAAUGAAGAAAGAUAUUCCAGAGAAGAUAGAAGAAAGAGAAAUUGUACAAUUGAAGCCUGUAGAGAAACAGAAACCAAUGGCAGAAGAAAAAGACAAAAUAAAGCUGAAACCUGUGAAGAGGGACGUAAAGGAAAUAACAAAAGAAGAGGAAACUCUUCCAAGGGAACUGCCUAAAGAAGACAUAAUUACAGAAAAACCAAAAGAGUUCGAAAUUGUAAAGAAACCAAAGAGUAUGACAGAGGUACCACGUGAUGUGGAAGAGGAAGCAGACAUUGCCCCAGAAGGAUUGACAGUUCCGGAAAAGCCUGAAGCACCAGAACAAGAGGAGGUAUCGCGUAUACCUUGGGUACGAGGAAAGAAACCUAAACAACCUGUUCAGGAGAAAGAAGAGAUCACUUUGAAACCAGUGAAGAAGGAUAUCCCAGAGAAGACAGAGGAAAGGGAAAUAGUAGAGUUGAAACCUGUACAGAGACAUAAACCAACAGCAGAAGAAGAGGAUAAAAUAGUGCUGAAACCUGUGAAGAAGGAGACACAGGAAGUAAUUAGAAAAGAGGAGUCUAUUGCAAUGGAGGUGACUGAAGAAGAUACAAUUGUAGAAAAAUCAAAAGAGAUAAAGAAAGUCAAGAAACCCGAGAGCUUGAAAGAGAUGCCACAUGAUGUGGAAGAGAAACCAGAGACGGUCCCAGAAAGACUAUCUGUUGACGAAAAGCCUGAGGCACCAGAGCAAGAUCAGGUAUCACAUUUACCAUGGGUACGAGGAAAGAAACCUAAACAACCUGUUCAGGAGAAAGAAGAGAUCACUUUGAAACCAGUGAAGAAGGAUAUCCCAGAGAAGACAGAGGAAACGGAAAUAGUAGAGUUGAAACCCGUACAGAGACAUAAACCAACAGCAGAAGAAGAGGAUAAAAUAGUGCUGAAACCUGUGAAGAAGGAGACACAGGAAGUAAUUAGAAAAGAGGAGUCUCUUGCAAUGGAGGUGACUGAAGAAGAUACAACUGUAGAAAAAUCAAAAGAGAUAAAGAGAGUCAAGAAACCAAAGAGCUUGAAAGAGACACCACAGGAUGUGGAAGAGAAACCAGAGAUGGUUCCAGAAAGACUACCUGCUAAGGAAAAGCCUGAGGCACCAGAACAAGAUCAGGUAUCGCAUUUACCAUGGGUACGAGGAAAGAAACCUAAACAACCUGAACAGGAGAAAGAAGAGAUUACUUUGAAGCCAGUGAAGAAGGAUAUUCCAGAGAAGACAGAAGAAAAGGAAAUAGUACAGUUGAAACCUGUACAGAGACAUAAACCAACAGCAGAAGAAGAGGAUAAAAUAGUGCUGAAACCUGUGAAGAAGGAGACACAGGAAGUAAUUAGAAAAGAGGAGUCUCUUGCAAUGGAGGUGACUGAAGAAGAUACAACUGUAGAAAAAUCAAAAGAGAUAAAGAGAGUCAAGAAACCAAAGAGCUUGAAAGAGGCACCACAGGAUGUGGAAGAGAAACCAGAGAUGGUUCCAGAAAGACUACCUGCUAAGGAAAAGCCUGAGGCACCAGAACAAGAUCAGGUAUCGCAUUUACCAUGGGUACGAGGAAAGAAACCUAAACAACCUGAACAGGAGAAAGAAGAGAUUACUUUGAAGCCAGUGAAGAAGGAUAUUCCAGAGAAGACAGAAGAAAAGGAAAUAGUAGAGUUGAAACCUGUACAGAGACAUAAACCAACAGCAGAAGAAGAGGAUAAAAUAGUGCUGAAACCUGUGAAGAAGGAGACACAGGAAGUAAUUAGAAAAGAGGAGUCUCUUGCAAUGGAGUUGACUGAAGAAGAUACCAUUGUAGAAAAAUCAAAAGAGAUAAAGAGAGUCAAGAAACCCGAGAGCUUGAAAGAGACGACACAUGAUGUGGAAGAGAAACCAGAGACGGUCCCAGAAAGACUAUCUGUUGAGGAAAAGCCUGAGGCACCAGAGCAAGAUCAGGUAUCACAUUUACCAUGGGUACGAGGAAAGAAACCUAAACAACCUGUUCAGGAGAAAGAAGAUAUUACUUUGAAGCCAGUGAAGAAGGAUAUUCCAGAGAAGACAGAAGAAACGGAAAUUGUACAGUUGAAACCUGUACAGAGACAUAAACCAAAAGCAGAAGAAGAAGACAAGUUAAUGCUGAAACCUUUGAAAAAAGACACAAAGGAAGUAUUCAAAGAAGAGGAAUCUCUUCCGAGGGAGUUGGCUAAAGAAGACACAACUGCAGAAAAACCAAAAGAGACCAAGAAAGUAAAGAAACCAGAGAGCUUAAAAGAGACUCCACAUGAUAUGGACGAAAAAGUUGACAUUGUUCCAGAAAAAGUAUCUGAUGAGGAAAAGCCUGAGGCACCAGAUCAAGAUCAGGUGUCUCAUGUACCAUGGGUACGAGGAAAGAAACCUAAACAACCUGAACAGGAGAAAGAAGAGAUUACUUUGAAACCAGUGAAGAAGGAUAUCCCAGAGAAGACAGAAGAAAAGGAAAUAGUACAGUUGAAACCUGUACAGAAACAUAAACCAACAGCAGAAGAAGAGGAUAAAAUAGUGCUGAAACCUGUGAAGAAGGAGACACAGGAAGUAAUUAGAAAAGAGGAGUCUCUUGCAAUGGAGGUGACUGAAGAAGAUACAAUUGUAGAAAAAUCAAAAGAGAUAAAGAAAGUCAAGAAACCAGAGAGCUUGAAAGAGACGCCAUAUAAUGUGGAAGAGAAAGCAGAGACGGUUCCAGAAAGACUAUCUGUUGAGGAAAAGCCUGAGGCACCAGAGCAAGAGCAGGUAUCGCAUUUACCAUGGGUACGAGGAAAGAAACCUAAACAACCUGAACAGGAGAAAGAAGAGAUUUCAUUGAAGCCAGUGAAGAAGGAUAUUCCAGAGAAGACAGAAGAAAAGGAAAUUGUACACUUGAAACCUGUACAGAGACAUAAACCAAAAGUAGAAGAAGAAGACAAGUUAGUGCUGAAACCUGUGAAGAAGGACACAAAGGAAGUAUUCAAAGAAGAGGAAUCUCUUCCAAGGGAGUUGGAUAAAGAAGGCACAACUGAAGAAAAACCGAAAGAGACCAAGAAAGUAAAGAAACCAGAGAGCCUUAAGGACACUCCACAUGAUACGGAAGAGAAAGCCGACUCUAUUCCACAAGGAGUAUCUGUUGAGGAAAAGCCUGAGGCACCAGAUCAAGAUCAGGUAUCGCAUGUACCAUGGGUACGAGGAAAGAAGCCUAAACAACCUGUUCAGGAGAAAGAGGAGAUUAUUUUGAAACCAGUGAAGAAGGAUAUUCCAGUGGAGACAGAAGAAAGAGAAAUUGUACAGUUGAAACCUUUUGAGAAACCGAAGCCAACAGCCGAAGAAGUGGAAAGAAUUACCCUUAAACUUGAACCAGCAGUGGAGAAACAAAAACUGUUAGAGAAACUUGUAUCUGAAAGGGAAAUACCUUUAAUUCCAAGUAAUGAGGAAUCUCCCUUACAAGAUAGUAAGGAGAUUACCAAAGUACCUUGGCGACGUGGAAAGAAACAUGAGGCACCUGAACUGGAAAAGGAGGAAAUUACUUUGAAACCUGUGGAAAAAAGUAUUCCUGAGAAAACUGAUGAUAGGAAAGAAUUGCGAUUGAAGCCUGUACCUAAAGAGAAACCAUCAGUAGAUGAGGUACAGGAAGUUAUGCUAAAACCUGUGAAGAAGGACAAAAAGGAAGUAAUUACAGAGAAAGAGGGUGUAACUAUAAAAGAAGUAGGAGAAAACCAAAUAGGGGAAGAAAAAAAUUUGCAGGAGCUGAAACCAGAAGAGUUGCCUGAGGAUGGCACUCCUACCAAAAAAUCCAGUGUACCUUGGAGAAAAAAGAAACCAGUGCCCAUGAAGGAGGCUCCACUUGAUGUGGAGGAAUUAACGGACACUGCCCCAGAAGUGUCUAAAGUAACCAUGAUUCCUGAUAUGCCUAAACUUGCAGAUGCUCCAGAUAUUUUAAAGGAAGUUCUAGAUGAGAAACCAAUGCUACUUCCUGUAAGACUGAUUGAUGAACAAGAUGAGAUGAUGAAAGAUUUAGUAUCUGUAGGUGAAAUUGCCUUGGCAAAACCCAAAGCUGUGCACCCUUCAGAUAAAGAGAAAUUACUGUCUGAGAGCGUGCAGGUGGAAGCUACUACAGAAACUCUUGAUUGGCACAAAGACAUUAAGGUGGAUACUUUUUCCAAAAAGAAAGUUCCUGAAGAAUCCCGACCCACAAUUCUUUCUGAUAGUACACCAUUAAGUGAAUUGGAAAUUGUGUCUCAGAAGCGGGUGACUGAUAGUGUGUUGAAGAUUCCAGAGGAACCCAUUCAAGACGUGGAAAAUCUUGAUGUUCAUCACACAGUCAGUCAGACAGUCGUACAAAAGACAGUCACAGAAGCCACUAAAACUAUUUCAAAAGCUGUACCCCCAAGAUUUGUUAGAAAAUUGACACCUGCCAUGGUGGAACCAAACAAGAAAGCAACAUUUAUUUGUGAAGUUGAAGGAAAGCCUUUCCCUGAAUUGACUUGGUUUGUUAAUGAAAAACCGUUGCCUUUGUCAAAUCGCAUACAGACGUCAGUUCGUGAAAACGUUGUGACACUUGAAAUAAGGGAUGUAUUUAAAGAAGAUGUUGGUAUUUAUUCCUGCCGUGCUUCAAAUCCUGCUGGUGUGGCUACAUCUGCAGCAAAUUUGGUCAUUUUGGAGAAACCGGAAAUGGGCAGGGCUCCUCAUUUUACUGAGCAACUGAAACCACUGUCAGCUGUUCCUGGACGUCCUGCUGAGCUGAAAUGUGUUGUUGUUGGUGAGCCUACACCUGAAGUAGUUUGGUUACGUGAUGGUCAGAAAGUGUUCUCUGGACCUGGCCAGGAAAUGUACUACAAUCCUGAAUCUGGAACUGCGAGUUUGAUUAUCAGUGAACCAACGGAACAUGAUGAAGCAGUGUACAGUGUACAAGCCAUUAACAAAUUUGGCCGAGCAGAAUGCCGAGCAAAUCUCGUACUUGGUAAACCAAUAGAAGCAAGACAGCCACAGUUUAUGAGGGCACCAUAUAUAACACGUCCCUUACAAGCCAUUGCUGCAGUAAAAGAUGAGCCUGUGGAGCUGAUGGCAGCAUUUGAAGGAGAACCUGUACCUGAAGCAAAGUGGUUUCGCAAUGGAAAGGAGGUAGUGGCUUCGGAGGGAAUUGAUAUUGUGAAACAGACAAAACAUACUGUUUUACGUAUAGAAAAGAUAAACAAAACCAAUACUGGAAUGUAUGAAGUUCGUGCUAUAAAUCCAGUUGGAGAGGCCAAAACAUCUUGUUCUGUCACUAUCAGAGAAGAACAGCCUGAAAUGACUGAAGCAAGGCCACCAUCUUUCAUUAAGCCUCUACAGCCAAAGAUUGUAACUGUUGGAGAAGUUGUUAUUUUGGAGACUAUUGUAGAGUCAUACCCUACAUGUUCAUUCCAAUGGUUCCAUCUGUCUACUCCAGUGAAGUCAACAACAGAAACACGGAUUGUGACAGAAGCAAAUAAGUCAUUACUAGUUUUGCAAGAUGUUAAUGAACAACAGACAGGUAGUUAUACAUGUCGUGCAGAGAAUGUUGUUGGAUCAGUGACUUGCACAGCAACACUAUCUGUCAUACCUGAUGAGAAAUGGGAAGAUACUAUAGAGUUAGAGGCUCCACAUUUUGAACAGAAGUUAGUGCCAUUACGAGUCAUGGAUGGAGAACCAGUGCAACUCACUUGCAAGAUUGUUGGAAAACCAAUUCCAAAAGUUAUUUGGUAUCACAAAGGACUACCUUUGAAAGAAUCUAAGGGUGUUACAAUGUACCAAGACUCAGAAGGUGUAUGUAAAUUAGCAAUUUCAGAGGUUUUUCCAGAGGAUGCUGGACAGUACACUUGCCAGGCUAUCAACAAAGCAGGAGAAGCUGUUUGUGCUGCAUCACUUGUUGUUGAAGCUUAUGAAUACGUACCUGACUCUGAGAUUGCAACAACUGGAGUAUCUCUUGUUACAGGACAGAGCGGUUCAGAAGAAGAUCUUUUAGUAGAAAAGGAGACAAUCUCUGAAGUUUCUGAAAUGACAGAAUUGCAACAUGGGGAAGUGGGAAAAGCACCUCGGUUUGUUACUUACUUGCCAGAAACUGUGACCUCACGUGAUGGUGAACUUAUAAGACUGGAGGUCAAAGCAGAAGGAAUACCAAGACCAAAGAUCAGAUGGUACAAGCAAGGAAUAGAACUUACCCCUUCAAAGGAUUUUGAUGUUGAAGAUUUUGAGGAAGGUACUUCGGUCCUCACUAUACCAGAAGUUUUCCCUGACGAUGCGGGUGAGAUUCUAUGCGAAGCUCAGAAUGAUUUUGGCAUUGACACAACAGUUACUGAACUUGUUGUAGAAGGUAUUCUAGGUACAAAGGAAUAUCGAAAACCUGAAUGGGUGACACAGAUGGAACAACUAAAGGAGAAACUGAUGGGUAAUGGCCGUUCGGCCACUUUGCCUGUGCAUGAUACUGUUGUACCGACUUGCAUGCCAAGCCUCACAAAUGCUAUGGAGUGUUCUGCUGCAGCAUCCCAUUCCCCUAAUCCACCUGGCUUUGCUCAUUUAGUCAUAUCCGACUACCUGAGUUCUCACCGACAUUCUAUCUCGGCAGCUAUAGAAGCGUUGAGUGCAGGUGGCGGAGCAGGUGCAGCGCUGCUCGCAUCGCCACCACUACACCUGACUGAACGACAAGAGAAAGAGGUUGUGGUGGUGGCAGCAGCAGCACUACAACAUGUGCCCGAUAGGAACAAUGAAACAGAACUGAAAAGGGCGUCGCGUAACCUGUCGGCAUCUUGUGAGGCACUGUUUCCUACUCCGAGAAACAGUGUCAUCCGUCUACUUUCCUGCAGUUGCAUACAGCAGACAGCCAGGAGGAAUUGCAAGAAUUUCUGUUGCUUGAAAGUAGGUGCUGUGGAGAGACAGAGGAAUGCCGUGGGCUUGCCUCUGCUUUCUCUGACAGUGAUGACAAUGAGCAUGACUCUGCCAAAAUCGUGGCAGAGCACUGCUAGCAGGAAAAUUCUUGCAGAAGUUCAAAUAAACCCAACAAUAAUAUCACCUCUAGUCAUAGCUACCCAGAGUGCACCAACAUUUGUACAAGAAAUUAGGGACAACAGGGCUAAGGAAAUGGAAACAGUAACAUUUGAAUGUCAGUUCUCAGGGACUCCACUGCCUGAUAUAACCUGGUAUAAGAAUGGCAAAAUUCUUCGUAAUACAAGGAAUAUUCAAAUUAGAAUUAGAAACAACAAAACUACUUGUCAAAUACUAAAAGUAACCCCAGAAGAUGAAGGAACCUACAUCUGCAAAGCAACUAGUGAAGUUGGAGUAGCUGAAACAAAAGCAGAAUUGUUUGUACAAGAAUUGACUCUUGAGGAGCGCCAAAAACUGGAAGUUAAGAAAGGCACAGAGCAGCGUGCAAAGAUAAAACUGGAGAGAGUAAAAACACAGAAGAAGCCAAAAACAGAAGAAACUGUUGUCGACACAGUUUUUGAGACAGAGAGGAAAAGGGAAAUUGUGGACAUCCAUGAGACACAUGUUCUGGAAUCCACUGCACAGUUUGCAGAGAAAACAAAAAAGGUCACUGCACAGAAAGUCUUUCCAGUUCAAGAUUCAGUUGAGAUAUCUGCAAUUGCAUCAUGUAAAAAAGUUGAUGACACAAGUGAAAAACCCAUUCUGACAGAAGAAAAGGCAAAAGAAAUUGUUCCAGUUCAAGAAAGUGUUACAGUUUCUGAAGUGGAUGUUAAAGAUGAUGUGAAAUAUCUUAAGACACAGAAGACCAAAGUGACAGCUGAUACAAAAGUAAAUAUACAGGAGUCAGUAUCCAUUUCACAACUGAAAGGUGAAGAUAUGGUGAAAGAAUUUGAAGUAAAGCCCUUAGAGGAGCAGGCAGAUAGGAAGGUCAGUGUCCAAGAAUCUGUUAGUGUGUCUGAAGUUAUUACAGAAGACAAAGUCAUAGAUCUGAAAGAAACAAAACCAAAAGAAGAAGAAGCUGUGUUGAUGAAGCCUGUACAAGAGAGUUUCCUAGUAACUGAAACUCUGUCAGAGACUACUAUAACUGAAAUGAAAGAUGCAAAAACCAUGGAGAGUGCAGAAUACAAAGUGCCCAUUUUAGAACCCAUGGUUGUAUCUGAAAUACAGACUGAAACUACAGUUGAAGAAGUCAAAGACAAAAAACCCAAAAGUUAUCAAGCCAAGCCUGAUAAGAGUCCUGUACAGCAAGAAGUAGCAGAAAUUACUGAGGUUAAAGUAGAAAGGGCACCAGAGUUACAAAAGAAGAAAGAGCAAGUAUUGGUUGAAAAGGAAAAGAAGGAAGCUGAGGAAGUAGUGACAGAGAAAAAGAAAACAGAUAUUGUGACAAAGAAAAAGACAGCUGUCAAAAAGAAAGAUCUCGAGGAAGAAGAAGAAAUUAUUGUCCAGCGUGCAUUGAAGACUAUGCAAAAGCUAGAAAGAUGGGAACGUGUGAAACAGGCACAGGAAGUAGAGGAGUUGCUACAUUUGAUUCCUGUUCAAGAAUUUGGACCAGAAAGUGAAAAACCUUUACGUGAACUGGCACGUGUUGGCUGGUUGCUACGGCGAGGGUUAAAUGUGCAAGAAGUAACGGCACUUCACCGUGCUGGACACUUCCAGGAACUUCGCACACCAUUGGCUCAGUCUGCUCUCGUUUCUUUAGUGGAACGUCAAGGGCACGGAGUUCUGGUUUCACAAGCUCUUGCAGAGGAGGAUGAAGUCCAAGGGCCAGAAACAGCUGGCUUCCGUGCAUUUCUUCGCAUGAUUGAACUGGAAUAUGCCACUGUUGAACAAGCUGUUACUCUUUUUGCUCCUGAAGAUUUCCGCCCAGACUCGUGGGAAGUCCAAGAAGCUACAGAGGUCGUGGAGAAGACACAUAUAACACAACAGGCAGAAAUUAUAAAACAAGCUGAAGUUCGUAUUGCUGAUGAGAAGAAAGUGACUAAGAAGAAGAAGACAAAGACUGAAGUUCAAAAAGAAGAAACUCUUGAAGAGAUAGACCAUGAACGGCGCACAGCAUCCAGGACUGCUGCAGAAAAACCACAACCUCAUGAACGACUAAUACCUAUAGAGGUGGAAAGGGAUGAGGGGGUACUGAUUACAGAAUUACCUACUGACCACCAAAUUACAAUAACUGAGCCCUCUCUUGCUAUUGUUACUCAACCAGCUGAAGAACUCGGUGUGCAGAAGACAAGAGCUGAAGAAGAAGAUAAAAAGUUUGAGGAGGAUGAAGAACUAAUUAUAAUUGAAGAAAGAAAGGGGGAGGGUAUCAGAAGCCAGCGGAGAAAGAAGGUCAUCAGACAGAAAUCCGAGGAAGAGGUUGAGGUGGAAAUACAGGUGGUAGGUGGCGAGAAAAGAAAGGUGAAGAAAAUAAUAAAAGCUACUCAACCAGACACUUCUGAAGAAAUGAUUGAUGAGGAAUAUUUGCAGGAAAUAAAACCAUUUGAGAAAGCUGUGCAGAAAGCUUUGCCCCUUUUAAGUACAAAACAAGUGUCAGAGACUGUACCGUCCGUGCAUAUUACGGAACUACAGACAGGAGUUGAGGAUCGUGGUGAUCAUGUAAAAGUGAACAUGUUGACUCUAAGUGCAGUAUCUGGAGAACAAGUGCUUGUGGAAGAACAUGAAGUUCCCACAAAAUCAGCAAAAUUUGAGGGUAUAAAAGCAUCUCAGCGAUUUGACACCAUUGAACAUUAUACUGUUACGGAAGCAGAUGUGCAUACUCGUGCACGAGAAUUCUCUGAUGUGUUCCAGCCACAGUCAUUUGAGGCUAGUGUAGCUAUUAUUCCACGAGAAGGUGUAGUUGUAAGUGAGAUGACUGUGCGUGCUGGAACUGGUGAGUUGGUGGAAUUGGCUGAAGGACAACAGAAGCAGGCAACCAUUGGUUUAACACUGCAAGAAGCAACCAGUGUAAGUGAGACUGAAAUUUCAGUAAAAGAAGGUGACUUCACAGAUCUCAGGAAACCUCAACAGAGGCAAGCAGAACAUAUUUUCUUACCAAAUGAAGGAAUAUCUGUAUUAGAAGUAACAGAGGGUACUUCUGAGAAUGUUCUUCAGAUUACCUCAAAGCCACUUCCUGUGAAACCUCGUGUUCAGGUACCAUCUGCAGAACCAUUGCUGGUUAGUGAGGUGUUUCCUGAGAUGAAACCAGGAAAAUAUCUGCCAGAAUCAUUUGUAGCAACAGAAAUGGCAAGUAAAAGUGUAGUGGCUCAACAUGGAAUCUCAGCUCUAGAAAUGCAUGCACCAGAGAAGGAAGGUGAGUAUGUGUCAGAUCGUCUCCCACCAUCACAGAUAGCUGGAUCAGAAAUUACUCCAGGAGAGGCAUUACAGGUUUCACAGUCAGAUGUGCAGGAAGCUGAAGCCCCAUUGGCUGCAAAACAACAGCCAGAGACUGCCACAGCAGAAGAAGAUGUUACUCUAAUGCGAGGUAUUACUGUAACCACUGUGGAAGCACAGCUGCAAGAGAAGGCCUUCAGGAGUGAUGAGCAUGAUGCCAAAAAAGCAGGUGUCUUGUUUAUGGAGAAAGAAUCUAUACAGGCAGCAUUCAUGACAGCAGUAGAAAGAGAGGCAGAACUUGCUCCAGAGGAGAAACCAGCUGAAAAAACUGCAGAACCUGUUCUCUCUUGUUUGGAAGCUGCUGAUGUAUCUGAAUCUCUUGUGCAGGAAGUGGAAGGUGAGCUUCUUGCAGACAAGUCACCACUAAAAGUUCAAGCUGAAGCUAGUGUCAGGCCGGAAGAACCACUUUCCAUAUUGGAGGUUUGCGCAGGACAUGCAUCUGCUGAGCUGUCAGAGAGCUUAAGAUAUCGCACUGAUGAAGCAGUGUCUGUAUUUGAAACAACAGAAGCUAAGCAAGUAUCAGUGAUACUUGCACAAGAAAAAGAAAGUAUGCUACCUGACCUUCAGAAACCUCUACCAGCUCAGGGUGAAAAAUCAUUUUCACCACAGACAGGUCUAACUGUUGUGCAGACAGUGGCAGAGGAGUCAGAAGGAAUAUUUUUGGCAGCUGAACUGCCAGAAAGUCAUAGAGUGAAGACAUCACCAACUCAGCCUUUUCAGUCAAUUGUUAUUGAAGAAACACUUGCACAAGGACAUGCAGGUCAUAUAGAAAGGGAUACACCAGCAUUAGGUAUUGCUAAAGCUGACAGAGAACUCCUUCGAGAGAUGAUUAUAGAGGAGGCUAUUACAGGUGAAGGUCUGCAGUCGUACAAGGAAGCAAUGAAACCAGAUAGUAAACAAGCAGGCAUUACAGUUCUACAAGAAGAGAGCUUAACUGUUACUGAGGUGGUUACAGAAGACAAAGAAGCUGGGUAUACAAAGCCCACAAUGCCAACUGAAUGCUUUGCUCUUCCAGAAAUAAAAGGCCAAAAGGUGGCAAUCAAGACAGAAGUGAGACCAGAUAUCUCUGCUGUACCAUUAUCUAGUGAAUAUCCAACAAGAGAAACUGCUAAACCUGAUCAGAUUCCACUUGAAAGCCUUCUUGUGACACUUGCACAAAUGGUUGAGAAAGAAGGUGAAUUGUCCAAAGAUAUAAAGCCAGAUAUAAAGAGUGCAACAGUUGAUUUAACAGAGAGACAUUCAGAGAUUAGUGUGACACAAGUAGUGGCACAUGAUAAAGAAAAAGAAUAUGUUACGGAACAGUCUCCUAAACAAAUGACAGCCACAGCCAGUGUACCAGUUCAUGAAGUGGCUAUUAAGUCAGAGACAUUGCCAGAGUUAAAUGUUGGUGAUCUUCCUGAGAGAGAACAUGUCACAGGUAGAGCAAAGCCUGAUAAUGAACCACUGCAAGAACUUAUAAUCACAGAAACAGCUAUUACUGAAGUUGAGAGACAACUUAAAGAAGGUGUGAAGCCGGAGAAAAUGACUGCAGAUGUAGCCAUUGAUGUAGGUGAAGGAAUAUCAAUUACAGAAAUUGUCGCUGACCAUAAAGAGGCUAUCCUUGAAUCUGUAGAAAUGCCAAAACAGAGGCAGGCCACUCUCAAUAUCCGUAGCCAAGAAGUAGCUCAGAAGGAGGAAGUGGUGAUGGAUUAUGUCACUGGUGAAUGGAAGAGGCAGUCACCAGUUAAGGAAAGUGCUCACCCAGAACAGGAUGCACUGGAAUGUGCUGUGUUACUACAGCCACAUAUUGGUGAAAGGGAAGGUCUUUAUAGUGCAGAUAUUAAGCCAGAUGAAAAAACAGCUAACAUUACCUUUGAAGAAGGUCAGAUACUAAGUGUCACAGAAGUUUUGCCUGAUGACAAAGAAAAACCACUUGAAAUUCCGGAAGCUCCAAACAAAUAUAAAGCAACAGCAGACUUCCGAACUCAAGAAGUUGCAGUGAAGUCUGAAAUAAUAGCUGGGUUAAAUGUCACAGAAAUAACACAUGUAGAGCCAUCAACAGCAGAAGCCACUAAAGACCAGGUUCCAUAUCAGAGUUUUAUUCUUUGUGAGACUCUGACAGGAGAAAAGGAAUCUGAGUAUCAGCCAUUAAUUAUGCCUGAUUCCAAAGUAGCAGAUACUGUUAUCUUGGAAGAAGAGGGACUUACUGUAAAUCAGGUAACUACUGGAGAUGUGGAGACAACAUUUUCUUCACCAGAGAAGCCAGAAGGAAAGAAAGCAUUUCCAUCUGUAAUAGGGCAAGAAAUUGCCGAGAAAACAGCGGUUUGGAUUGAAAGUAGUGUGGGUAAGUUACCAUAUGAAGAGCCUCAGUGUGUACAAGCUUUAGCGGAACAAUUGCCACAUCAUAGUUUGAUUCAGUCAGAAAUGGCUCCUGUGGAAUGUGAAGGUGUAUACUCAGUGGGUGUACAGCCAGAUAGUAAGAGUGCAGAGGUUGUAAUUGACGAAGCAAAAAUGUUAGCCAUUACGGAAGUCAUCACACAAGACAAGGAAGGGCAUUAUGAAGCUCCCAUCAAACCAGAUGGCAAGUUUGCAAAACCUGGUGUAUUGGGACAGGAAGUAGCUCAGAAGAUAGAAGUAGUGACAGAAUCAAGAACUGGUGAAAUACUUUUAGAGACUCCAGUCAAAGUACAAGCCACAUCUGAACAAUUGACAUUUGAGAGUCUACAGCAGGCAGAAGCAACUGUGCAAGAACGAGAAGGAGAAUUUAAAGAGAAACUGAAAUACGAUAUGCUACAUGCAAAUCUGGAAUUUGAACAGGGUAAGAGUUUGACCAUUACUGAAAUAUUGGCACAAGAUAGAGAAGAAAUAAUUGCAACUGUGGAAAAGCCAAAGGAAAGAAAGGCAAGGACAGAUAUCAGUGGCAAAGAAGUGGCAGAAAAGACUGAAAUUGUACCUGAAUUUGGAAUGGGGAAACUAGAGGAAGAAAAAACUUCACCAGCUCAAGCAAAGAAGGCUCAUUUGCCCUUCGAAAGUGUUAUUAAAAUGGAAGUAAGCAUAAGAGAGUGUGAGGAACCCUUGAAGGGUGAUAUUAAGCCCAUAGCCAAACUUGCUGAAAUUGUAUUUGAAGAAGGUCAGCCAAUACAAGUUACUUCAAUGGUGACAGGAGACAGAGAAAGUGAAUAUGUAACUCCUGAAAAGCCAAGUGGCAAAGUGGCUCAUUCAGAAGUUCUCACUCAUGAAGUUGCAGAGAAAUCUGAAAUAGUUCCAGGUUUGAAUAUCAGGGAACUGGUUCAGGCAGAACCUCUCAAAGUAAAAGCAAACACUGAACAGGCACCAUUUGAAAGUGUAAUGCAGAUACAAGCUCUUAUUCAAGAAAGUGAAGGGACAUUUGAAAAGGGUGAACUUCCUGCUUUUAGAAAGGCAGGAUUAAAUUUUGAAGCAGAACAAUCUCUCACUAUUUCAGAGGUCACACUUGGCGAUAAGGAACUUCUUUAUACUGCACCUCAAUUACCCAAGGAAAGACAAGCACAGCCAGACAUAACUGAAAGCCAGGAGGUGGCAGAACAAAGUCAGGUGCUCACAGAAAUAGGGGUUGGUCAAAUUGAAGCAAUAGUCCCAGUGUCAGAAACAGCUAAACUAGGACACGACGUUCUUCAAAGUGUUAUGGUCUAUGAGAGUCAAACUCAUGAAAAUGAAUCUGAGUUUGUCAAAAAACAAUUACCAGUGACAAAAAAGGCUGAUGUCUUCAUAGAAAAGGGAAGGAAGGCACAAACUGUUACCGAAGUAAUUGCAGAUCUCAAGGAGGGAACUGUGAAAGAACUAGAGAUGCCAACAGGAAAGAAAGCACGCCCUGAUAUUCUUGGCCAUGAGAUAGCAGAAAAGGCUGAAGUUGUAACACAUCUUUCUGUUGGCGAUGUCAUGGAACACAAAGUUCAUAGGACUUUUGCGUCAUUGGAACAAGUUCCAUUUGAGGGCAUUGUUCAAUCUGAAGCUGUAGUCCGUGAGAAAGAAAAUACCUUUAUCUCUGAUUUAAAAAUGGUCACUGCAAGUGCAGAGACAAUGUUUGAGGAAGGUAAAAGUGUCACUAUCUGCCAAGUUAUACCAGAAGACAAGGAGGAUGAUUUUGUGGCAGCACAAAAGCCCAAAACACGAGUAGCUCAACCAGAAAUAGAGGCCCAUGAAAUAGCUGAAAAAUCUGAGGUUAUACCAGAAACAGGAGUUUCAGAACUUUCAUUUCAGUUCCCCAAACAUGCACAAGCUAAACCAGAGUCAUUAUUAUUUGAAGGCCUGGUUCAGUCAGAAAUUGCUGUCCGAGAAAGUGAGAUAGAUUUUGAUGGCAAAUUAAAAUUAGAUAAGAGGACUGUAGAUGUUUCAUUUGAGGAAGGCAGUAGCGUCACAAUAAUGGAGGUUAUUCCAGAUGACAAAGAAGCCCAGUAUUUGUCUCCUGUGGCACCUGAAUCUGAAGUAGCUCUACCACACAUAUCUGGGCAUCAGAUAGCAGAGAAAUCAGAGGUAUUAACAGAACUUAGCCUUGGACCUGUUGAUGUGAGACCUACACAGAAAAUACAGGCUGAUGUUCAACAGAUUCCAUUUGAAGGUAUUGUUCAGUCUGAAGCAAUUAUCCGUGAGAAGGAAGACGUCUUUAAGUCAAGUCUGAAGAAAGUGUCGGCCACUGCAGAGAGGAAAUUUGAGGAGGGCAGAAGUGUUACUGUAAGCCAAAUCAUAGCAGAAGACAAGGAAGGUGACUAUGUAAUUACUGAAAAACCCAAAGCCCAAAUGGCUGAACCAGAUGUCCAAGUGCAGCAAGUUGCUCAAAAAACUGAGGUAAUUACAGAAGUAGCAGCAUCUGACCUCUCGGUUGAAAAACCUAAGAAGGCACAAGCUAAAUCUGAAUCCUUCUUGUUUGAAAGCUUAGUUCAGUCAGAAAUUACUGUUCGUGAAAGUGAAAUUGAAUUUACUAGUCAAUUUAAAGAAGAUAAGAAGAAAGUGGAUGUAUCAUUUGAAGAAGGUAGAGGUGUGACAAUAACAGAAGUAGUUCCAGAUGACAGAGAAUCUCAGUACAUCUCUCCUACAGCGCCAGAGAGUAAAGUAGCCCUACCAAACAUAUCUGGACAUGAGAUAGCAGAGAAAUCGGAGGUAUUAGCAGAACUUAGCCUUGGACCUGUUGAUGUGAGACCUACACAAAAAAUACAGGCUGAUGUUCAGCAGAUUCCAUUUGAAAGUAUUGUACAGUCUGAAGCAAUUAUCCGUGAGAAGGAAGACGUCUUUAAGUCAAGUGUAAAGAAAGUGUCUGCUACUGCAGAGAGGAAAUUUGAGGAAGGCAGAAGUGUUACUGUAAGUGAAAUCAUAGCAGAAGACAAGGAAGGUGACUAUGUUAUCACUGAGAAACCCAAAGCCCAAAUGGCUGAACCAGACAUCCAAGUACAGCAAGUUGCUCAAAAAACUGAAGUGAUUACAGAAGUGGCAGCGUCUGACCUCUCAGUUGAGAAACCUAAGAAGGCACAAGCUAAAUCUGAAUCCUUCUUGUUUGAAAGCUUAGUUCAGUCAGAAAUUACUGUUCGUGAAAGUGAAAUUGAAUUUACUAGUCAAUUUAAAGAAGAUAAGAAGAAAGUGGAUGUAUCAUUUGAAGAAGGUAGAGGUGUGACAAUAACAGAAGUAGUUCCAGAUGACAGAGAAUCUCAGUACAUCUCUCCUACAGCACCAGAGGGUAAAGUAGCCCUACCAAACAUAUCUGGACAUGAGAUAGCAGAGAAAUCGGAGGUAUUAACAGAACUUAGCCUUGGACCUGUUGAUGUGAGACCUACACAGAAAAUACAGGCUGAUGUCCAACAGAUUCCAUUUGAAAGUAUUGUACAGUCUGAAGCAAUUAUCCGUGAGAAGGAAGAUGUCUUUAAGUCAAGUAUAAAGAAGGUGUCUGCCAUGGCAGAUAGGAAAUUUGAGGAAGGCAGGAGUGUUACUGUAAGUGAAAUCAUAGCAGAAGACAAGGAAGGUGACUAUGUAAUUACUGAAAAACCCAAAGCCCAAAUGGCUGAACCAGAUGUCCAAGUACAGCAAGUUGCAGAAAAAACUGAAGUCAUUACAGAAAUAGCAACUUCUGACCUUUCUGUCGAAAAACCUAUGAAGGCUCAAGUUAAAUCCAAAUCCAUCUUGUUUGAAAGCUUAGUUCAGUCAGAAGUUACUGUUCGUGAAAGUGAAAUUGAAUUUAGUAGCCAAUAUAAAGAAGACAGGAAGAAUGUGGAUGUGUCAUUUGAAGAAGGCAGAGGUGUGACAAUAACAGAAGUAGUUCCAGAUGACAGAGAAUCGCAGUACAUCUCUCCUACAGCACCAGAGAGUAAAGUAGCCCUACCAAACAUAUCUGGACAUGAGAUAGCAGAGAAAUCAGAGGUAUUAACAGAACUUAGCCUUGGUCCUGUUGAUGUGAGCCCUGCACAGAAAAUACAGGCUGAUGUUAAACAAAUUCCAUUUGAAGGUAUUGUUCAGUCUGAAGCAAUUAUCCGUGAGAAGGAAGAAAUCUUUAAGUCAGGCAUGAAGAAAGUGUCCGCCACUGCAGAGAGAAAAUUUGAAGAAGGCAGAAGUGUUACUGUAAGUGAAAUCAUAGCAGAAGACAAGGAAGGCGACUAUGUAAUUACUGAAAAACCCAAAGCCCAAAUGGCUGAACCAGACGUCCAAGUGCAGCAAGUUGCAGAGAAAACUGAGGUAAUUACAGAAGUAGCAGCAUCUGACCUCUCGGUUGAAAAACCUAAGAAGGCACAAGCUAAAUCUGAAUCCUUCCUGUUUGAAAGCUUAGUUCAGUCAGAAAUUACUGUUCGUGAAAGUGAAAUUGAAUUUACUAGUCAAUUUAAAGAAGAUAAGAAGAAAGUGGAUGUAUCAUUUGAAGAAGGUAGAGGUGUGACAAUAACAGAAGUAGUUCCAGAUGACAGAGAAUCUCAGUACAUCUCUCCUACAGCGCCAGAGAGUAAAGUAGCCCUACCAAACAUAUCUGGACAUGAGAUAGCAGAGAAAUCGGAGGUAUUAACAGAACUUAGCCUUGGACCUGUUGAUGUGAGGCCUACACAGAAAAUACAGGCUGAUGUUCAGCAGAUUCCUUUUGAAGGUAUUGUUCAGUCUGAAGCAAUUAUCCGUGAGAAGGAAGACGUCUUUAAGUCAAGUAUAAAGAAAGUGUCUGCCACUGCAGAUAGGAAAUUUGAGGAAGGCAGGAGUGUUACUGUAAGUGAAAUCAUAGCAGAAGAUAAGGAAGGUGACUAUGUAAUCAUGGAAAAACCUAAACCCCAGGUAGCUGAAGCUGAAAUUGGAGUGCAACAAGUUGCUGAGAAAUCUGAAGUAUUUACGGAAGUGGCAGCGUCUGAUCUCUCAGUUGAAAAACCAAAGCAUGUACAAGCUACAGCUGAACAAUUGUUGUUUGAAAGCUUAGUUCAGUCAGAAAUUACCAUUCGGGAAAGUGAAUCUGAUUUUGUGAGUCAGCUCAGAGAAGACAAGAAGAGAGUCAACGUAUUGUUUGAAGAAGGGCAAGGUGUGGCAAUAACAGAAGUAGUGCCAGAUGACAAGGAGUCUCAGUAUGUCACUCCUGGGGCACCAGAGACUAAAGUUGCUCUGCCAAAUGUGUUUGGGCAGGAGGUUGCACAGAAAUCACAGGUGUUUCCUGAGAUGUCUCUUGGUGAAGUAAAAGUGAAGGCCCCCCAAGAACUUCAAAUCACCAUUGAUCAAGUUCCCUUUGAAAGCAUAAUACAGUCAGAAGCUUUAGUGAGUGAAAGAGAGGAGCAUUUCCAGUCUGAUUCUAAAAUGAUAUCAGCAAGUGCAAAGAGUGUGUUUAUUGAAGGUAAGAGCAUAACUGUGUCUCAGAUAGUUCCUGAGGAUAAGGAAACUGUGUGUGUUGUAGAAGACAGACCUAAGGAACAGAAGGCUGUAGUAGAUAUUCGUGGACAAGAAAUAGCUGAGAAGUCUGAAGUUGUAGCUGGUACAGGAAUACGUGAGUUUUCUGUGGGUUUGCCUAAACUUGUACAAGCUCAGCCAGAAGCUAUUCUUCAUGAAGGACUAGUACAAACAGAGGCUGCUGUUCAAGAAAAUGAACAGACAUUUGAGGGGAAAUUUGUACCUGAUUCUAGAAGUGCAGGUAUGACAUUUGAAGAAGAAAGAGGUGUUACUAUUACUGAAGUCAUUCCUGAACAUAAGGAAGCAAUAUAUACUGCACCCGAUUUUCCUGAAACCAAACUUGCCCUGCCAGAUGUAACGCCAACAGAAGUAGCACAGAAGCUUGAGAUUUGUGCAGAUAUUUCUCUAGGAGGAAUUGAUGUCAGACCAGUGCAGAAACUUCAGGUCAGCCCAAGGCAACUUCCUUUUGAAAGUUUGAUGCAGUCAGAACCAAUUAUUCGUGAAAAGGAAGGAGAAUUUACUUCUGGUGUAACUGCUGUUACAGUAACUGCAGAGAGGAGUUUUGAAGAAGAGAGAAGUUUAACAAUUAGUCAAAUUAUCACAAGUGAUAGAGAAGUGGAUUAUAUGGUAGAACAGCAGCCAAAGCAACUUAUAGCUGAGGCAUCUGUGUAUGGUACUGAAGUGGCACAGAAAUCUGAAGUCAUGACACAUGUUAGCGUAAAUGAAUUUGAUGUAACUAUCCCAAAAACUGCACAGGCUCAACCACAUUCUGUACCUUUUGAAGGAAUUUUACAAACAGAGGCUAUAGUACGAGAAAAGGAACAAGACUUUGUAGGAUUAGAACACCUGAAGGAAAGCAGCAGGUGUGCAGACAUUGCAUUUGAAGAAGGAAGUGGAAUUACCAUUACAGAAAUUUUUGAGCAACAUAAAGAAGGCCAAUAUGUAACACCUACUCUUCCAGAUUUCAAGUCAAUAAAGCCAAAUAUUGAUACAAAAGAGGUAGCUGAAAAAUCUGAAGUUCUCACUGAAAUAUGUGUUGGGGAAGUUGAAGUGAAACCAGUCAAGAAACUAAAAAUUAGUUUUGACCAAACACCAUUUGAAAGCAUUAUUCAGUCACAGGCAAUUGUUAGUGAAAAAGAAGGAGAAUUCCAUGCUGAUGUGAAAAAAGUAAUGGUAAGUGCAGAAAAAGGCUUCGAAGAGGGCAGAAGUGUUACUAUCACAGAAGUUGUUACUGAAGAUAAGGAAGCUGACUAUGUAGCUACAAAACUGCCAAAACCUCAAACUGCACAAACAGAAAUUCGUGGACAGGAGAUUGCUGAGAAAUCUGAAAUUGUCACUCAGUUUGGUACAGCUGAGUUGCAUACAGAUGUACCAACCACUGCACAGGUCUUCCCAGAAUCACUUCCUCUUCAGAGUCUUAUCCAGACUGAAGCAGUUGUUCAGGACAGAGAAAGUGACUUUGUGGAUCAAUCUAGACCAGAUUCCAAGAGUGCAGCUAUAGUAUUUGAGGAAGGACAGGUUGCAUCAGUAACACAGGUGGUUCCGGAAGAUAAAGAAAGCGAAUAUUUUGCUCCAGAGGUAAUUGAAACAAAAACUGCACAACCCAACAUCUCAGGUAAAGAAGUGGCUCAGAAGUCUGAAGUAUUGACAGAAUUAUGUCUGGGAGAAGUUGAAUUUAAAUCUGCACAGCAAGUACAGAGUAAAGUGGAACAAAUUACAUUUGAAAGUAUCAUGCAGUCAGAAGCAUUAGUUCAAGAAAAGGAACAAGAACAGGACUUGCGUCUAGAUAUAAGAUCAUCUCUGAAGAGAGCUGAGACAAGCUUCACUGAAGGAAAGAGCAUUACUGUCACACAAAUUAUUCUGGAAGAUAAGGAAGAAGACUAUUCAAUUGGAAAAAAGCCAGAAGAGUAUGCUGUUGUACCUGAAAUUGAAAGUAGGGAAAUUGCAGAGAAAUGUGUAACUCUUAGUGAAAUGAGUGUUGGAGAACUCUCCAUAGAAAAGCCCAAAUUGCUUAAGCUUCAGCCAGAUUCCAUACCUUGUGAAGGACUGUUACAAACAGAAGCUAUUGUACAGGAAAAAGAGAGAGACUUUAUUGGACACCUGAAACUAGACUCAAGGAAUGCAGAUGUUGCCUUUGAGGAAGGAAGAGGAAUUUCAGUAACAGAAGUUGUUUCAGAAGAUAAGGAAAGCCAAUACAUUGUUCCUGAAGCACCACUGAGUACAGCAACACUUUCUGAUAUAUCAAGAAAAGAAGUUUUACAUACAUCAGAAGUAAUUCCUGACACUUGUCUUGCAGAUUUCAAAACACAUCCUGCUCAGGAAAUGCAUGUUACAGUGGAACAAAUUCCAUAUGAAAGUUUGAUACAGACACAAACUGAAAUUCAGGAAAGUGAAGUAGAAUUUAGAAGAUCUACUCAAAUUACAGAAAAAAACGCUAAACCAAAGUUUGAAGAAAGAAGAAGUCUAAGUGUCCUUCAAGUGACAACACAACAGAAGGAAGGAAACAUUGAGGUUUCUGAGUUUCCAAAAUUUCAACACGCACUGCCUGAUUUGAUAAGCCAAGAAUCUGUUCAGUUAAGUGAAGUAAUUCCUGGAGUUUCUGUGGGAGAUGUUAAGCAGGAAGCUGACGUGAAAGAAAAGGCCAAAUACAGUCAGGAUCUCACUGAAGGUGUUAUUAUAUCUGAAGAACUUAUACAAGAAAAGGAACAUACUUUUGACAAGGUUUUCCAGCCUGAAACAAAAAGUGCAGAUAUUGAAUUUGAGGAACAGAGAGCUACAGCUGUAUCAGUUGUCAUAGCAGAAGAUAAAGAAGGUUUGUUUGUCUCUUCAGAAGCUCCAAAAACAGGUGUCGCCAAGCCAAAGAUACCAGUUAAAGAAGUAGCAGAGAAAGUAGAAAUUGUCACAGAACAGGACAUUGCUGAUCUAGUUAGUGAGAAACCCAUGGAAAUGCAUGCUAAGCCACAACAGCAACCAAUAGAAACUAUAUUACAAACAGAAGUACUUGUUAGGGAAAGGGAAGGAAUGUUUUAUGGUGACUCCAAACCAGAUACUCAAAAUGUUGAAGUCACAUAUGAUGAUGGGAAGAAGGGUAUCAUGGUCACCCAAGUUAUUGCUGAAGAUAAAGAGGGUAUUUAUCAAGAAAAAGAUGUUCCAAAGAAGCAAACUGCUGUGCCGCAAGUACCAGAAAAAGAAGUUAUUCAACAGUUGGAAGUCAUUCCUGGCCACACAACAGAAGAAGCUUCCCUUCACAUAAUACCCACAAAAAGUAAAGCAACAACCGAACAGUUACCAUAUGAAAGUAUCAUUCAAAGUGAGACAUCCUUGCAAGAAAGGGAGGGGAUUUUCAAGCCCACAGUGAAGCCAGAUAUAUCAAGUGCAGAGCUGAAAUUCCAAGAGGGGCAAAGCGUCAUGGUUACAGAAGUGAUAGUGCAAGAUAAAGAAGGUACAAAGAUUGUCACAAAAACUGUUAAAGAAGAGAUUGCUCACAAAGAUAUUGUAGAACAAGAGGCAGCUUUCAUGUCUGAAGUUCAUCCAGAGAAUGGAAUAGGUAGACUAGAUGUAGAUAUUCCCACCCCAAUUGUGGCAAAAGAGUCUGCUCCCCAGGCACAACACAGCAUAAUGGUCACCGAACUACAGAGCACUGGUGAGGUUGAAGCUAAGCUGCCAGACCUCAUCAAACCAUCACCAAAGAGAGUCAGCAUCUCCUUUGAAGAGGGAACCAAUGUCAUUGUAACAGAAGUGCAGCCAGAAGACAGAGAGGAGGGCCUGGACGACAAUACAUCAGCCUCUCAGACACGUCACAUCACUGCUACACAAGUGACCGACCAUAUGCCUGAGGUAAAAGUAAUUGAAACUACAACUGAGAUCCUUCAAGGUGAGUACACUAUAAAGAGUGCGGACAAAGAAUCUGCUGAUGAAGAUACCGGGGAUGUAGACACAGUCCACAAACUUGAGACACCAGUUAUAGAGCUGAAAAGCUUACCAGACCAUGGUAAGGAACAGGGCACUACUGAUGAAAUUGAAGUUAAGGAAAAGAUGGUGAAACCCAUAAUAAGAAAGAAGACGGCGUUCCCAAUUGAGGACAGUAAACCUGCAGUGGAAGACGACACAAGGGAAGAAACUGUGCCAAUAUUGGAAGAACUUGAGGAGGAAAAGGCAGAUAAGCAUCCUGAGGAUGACAGGGAGGUUGAGAAGGUUGUUGAAGGAGUGAUGGAAGACACAAGAAAAGAGAAGAAAAUGAAACGUAUUAUCAAGAGGAAAAAGAUUACUCUGGUAGAAGGGGAGAAACCGUUAGGAGAGGAUAUAAAAGAGGAAACUGCACCACUACAUGAGAAGCCAGAAGAAGAGAAAGAAAAUGAAAUCUGGGAGAGCACCAUGAUGGUUGAGAAAGCUGAGGACAGAGAGAUGGAAGAAACAACUGAUGAGAAGAAAGUGAAACGUAUAGUGAGAAGAAAGAAGGCUACACCAAAUGAAGAGGAGAAACCAUCAACAGAAGGUGCAGAGGAGGAAACUGUGACAUUGUUUCAAAAGCCUAAAGAGGAGGAGAAGCCAGAGAUUGGUGAGGGGGAGAAGGAAGGAAUUACUGAAGACAUCAAACUGAAACACAUUAUCAGGAAGAAAAAAACUAAGCCAGCUAAAGAGAAGAAACUUUCUGAGGAACCUGUAGCACCAUGUGAUAAACCAGAAGAUGAGGAGCUAUAUGAAACUCCCGAAGGGGUCAUAACAGUUGAAAAAGCUGAGGAGGAAGAGACAGAAGAAACAUCGAAAGAGAAGAAAGUGAAACGCAUACUCAGAAGGAAAAAGAUUACACCAGCUGAAGAGGAGAAACCUUCAGUGGAAGGUACAAAGCAGGAAACUGCGUCACUGACAGAAAAGCCCAAAGAUGAGGAGAACUCAGAAAUUUCUGAAGGUGAGGAGGAAGAAUUGACUGACCAGACAAAAAAGAAACGCAUUAUCAGGAAGAAAAAGACUAUGGCGCUUGAGAAGGAGAAACCUUCAGAUGAGAGUAAACAAGAAGAACCAUUGCCAGUACUGGAGAAGCCAGAGGAGCAAAAGGCAGAGGAAAUUCCUGAAACAGUCAAGGAGGCUGAAGAUGUGGAACAAGUGGAAGCAACAAAAGAAAAGAAGGUUAAGCGCAUAGUCAGGAAAAAGAAGGUGGUACCAGAAGAGGCAGAAAAACCUGUAGAGGAAGAAAUGAUUGAAGAUACCUUGCCAUUACCAGAGAAACCUGCUGAAGGAAAGGCAGAUACAGAUGAGAAAACUGACAGUCUGCCGGUAGCUAAAGAUGAGGUUCCUGCUGAAACUGUUGAUGAAACUGAACACAAAAAAGUUAAACGAAUAGUCAAAAAGAAAAAGAAAACUGUUCCAGAAGAAGAAAAGCCAAGUGGUGUGCAGGAAGAAGAAACUAUUAUAACAUCCUUGGAAAAAUCUGAGGAAGAACUGCCCGAAGAAAAGCCUGAUGUUGAAGAGGAUACUACAACAGUACCUGAGGACUCUAAGGGAAGGAGGGUAAAGAGAAUUGUAUCCAAAACAAAGAAAGGCAUUCCGAAGGAAGAGGAGAAACCAACAGAAGAUAAGGCAGAAGAGGAUGUAGCUCCUAGAAAACCAACAGAAGACAAACCUGUCAAGAAGAAGAAAGUCACUGGACUACAAAUGAUGAAAAUUGAGAGGAAAGAAAUUAAAGCUACUCAGAUGAAGGUGAUUGAUGUCAAAGAAGACAUUCCCCUAUUUGCACAGAUAAAAUUAAAGAAAGUGACACCUGUCAAGAAACGAGAAAUAAAGGGUGUGACAAUUCCAAAAGUCUUGCUUAAGAGUAACAUUAAGUUCAUUGAUUAUCCACCAGCCGAACAGAAGCCAGUCAUAACAAUUCUUGAGGUGCACUUUGACAAGGGUAUUUUGUCACGGAACUAUCAGGAAGCACUGAAAGUGCAAAAGAGAAAAGUAAAAAAAGUACGAAUCAAGGAUAAGGAAGCAACUGAGUUGGAGGAACCUGAGAAGUUCCCUGCAGAUGACACAGAAAAACCAGAACCUACUGAGAAAGUUGAUCAGCCGACAUGGCAGAGCUUGCCAAAGAAACCUACACCUGAACAACAAGAAACAAAGAAGCUUGAUUUUGGGAAAGGAAAAGUCCCAGAGCAGGAAACUCCUGUCCCAGAGGACAUCAAGUUGAAAAAGAUUCCUGAAAAACCAACACCUGGUGAAGAGGAGCAGAAGAUCAAGCCAUCGAAAAAAGAUGGGGAUGAACAAAAGAUGAAGAAGCCUAAGGAAUCUGAGAAAGAACCUUUGGCUCCUUUUGAGGGGAAGGACAUAGAAAAGCAUGAUACAGACUUAGAGCAAUAUGAGAGGGAGAGCCCAGAGAAAUCAGAUGAAGAGGCUUCCAAACCUGAGGUGAAAAAGAGACCUAAGGCAAAGAAACCAAAACCAGAGCCAGAGACCAUUCAGAUUCCACUGGAGAAGGGAAUUCCUAAGAAACCGCAGCCAGAAGAUGACAAGGAGAUCAAGCUAAGGAAGAAAAUGGGUGAACCCACCCCAGAUGAACCCGAGGGGAUUACUCUCAAACCAUUCAGAAAAGAGAAACCAGAAGAUAAAUCAGAGCAGCCAGAGAAAGAGGAAGGGAAGCCCAAAGGAGUAGACAGACCCACAGAGGAGGAAGAGGUAGAGAAGGACCAACUGCCAGACGGAAAAAGGAAGAAGAAAAUAGUGAAGAAGGUUCGGAAACCAGAGGCACCACAGGAAGAAGCAGAGAAGCCUGUAUCAGAUGUUCCUGAGGCUGAGACACAGGAAAUAGUUUCCCCCAAAGAAGACCAGCCUAGUGCAGUGACAGUUCCUGAAUCAGUGAGUGAGCCUUUAACAGCAGUAGAUGAACAACCAAAGGUUUCUGAAGAGAAGCCUGACAAAGUGGCUGCAGAUGAAGUGCCAGAACAAGAAGUAGAAAAGGACCAACUGCCAGAGGGAAAAAGGAAGAAGAAAAUAGUGAAAAAGGUUCGGAAACCGGAGGCACCACAGGAACAAGCGGAGAAGACUUCACCAGAUGUUCCUGAGGCUGAGACACAGGAAAUAGUUUCCCCCAAAGAAGACCAGCCUAGUGCAGUGACAGUUCCAGAAACAGUAAGUGAGCCUUUAACAGCAGUAGACGAACAACCAAAGGUUUCUGAAGAAGAGAAGCCUGACAAAGUGGCUGCAGAUGACGUGCCAGAACAAAAGGUUGUCAGAAAGAAAGUGAAGAUACAGAAGGUGAAGCAAGACAAAGAUGUGAAACCAGAAGAAGAGGUUCAAGAAGAAAAGAAAGAAGAGGUGGAAAAGCUGGAGGUUGUGGUGAAAGAGGUACCUGAGGAUGAGAAGGAACAUGUUACUACUGAAGAAAUGGAAGUUAAAGAGAAAAAGGUGAAACACCUAAUCAGAAAGAAGAAGACAGCUCCAAAUGAAGAAGAGAAACCUUCAGAUGAGAGUAAAGGAGAAGAAUCAUUGCCAGUACUGGAGAAGCCAGAGGAGCAAAAGGCAGAGGAAAUUCCUGAAACAGUCAAGGAGGCUGAAGAUGUGGAACAAGUGGAAGCAACAAAAGAAAAGAAGGUUAAGCGCAUAGUCAGGAAAAAGAAGGUGGUAUCAGAAGCAGCAGAAAAACCUGUAGAGGAAGAAAUGAUUGAAGAUACCUUGCCUCUACAAGAGAAACCUGCUGAAGAAAAGGCAGUGGUUGCUUCAGAUACAGAAGAGAAAACUGACAGUCUGCCGGUAGCUAAAGAUGAGGUUCCUGAAACUGUUAGUGAAACUGAACACAAAAAAGUUAAACGAAUAGUGAAAAAGAAAAAGAAAACUGUUCCAGAAGAAGAUGAAAAGCAAGUUGGUGUGGAUAAAGAGGAAACUGUUAUGCCAUCCUUGGAAAAAUCUGAGGAAGAACUGCCCGAAGAAAAGCCUGAUGUUGAAGAGGAUACUACAACAGUACCUGAGGACUCUAAGGGAAGGAGGGUAAAGAGAAUUGUAUCCAAAACAAAGAAAGGCAUUCCGAAGGAAGAGGAGAAACCAACAGAAGGCAAGGUAGAAGAGGAUGUAGCUCCUAGAAAACCAACAGAUGACAAACCUGUCAAGAAGAAGAAAGUCACUGGACUACAAAUGAUGAAAAUUGAGAGGAAAGAAAUUAAAGCUACUCAGCUGAAGGUGAUUGAUGUCAAAGAAGACAUUCCCCUAUUUGCACAGAUAAAAUUAAAGAAAGUGACACCUGUCAAGAAACGAGAAAUAAAGGGUGUGACAAUUCCCAAAGUCUUGCUUAAGAGUAACAUUAAGUUCAUUGACUAUCCCCCAGCUGAACAGAAGCCAGUCAUAACAAUUCUUGAGGUGCACUUUGACAAGGGUAUUCUGUCACGGAACUAUCAGGAAGCUCUGAAAGUGCAAAAGAGGAAAGUAAAAAAGGUACGAAUCAAGGAUAAGGAAGCAACUGAGUUGGAGGAACCUGAGAAGUUCCCUGCAGAUGACACAGAAAAACCAGAACCUACUGAGAAAGUUGAUCAGCCAGCAUGGCAGAGCUUGCCAAAGAAACCUGCACCUGAGCAACAAGAAACACAGAAGCUUGAUAUUGGGAAAGGAAAAGUCCCAGAGCAGGAAACUCCUGUCCCAGAGGACAUCAAGUUGAAAAAGAUUCCUGAAAAGCCAACACCUGGUGAAGAGGAGCAGAAGAUCAAGCCAUCGAAAAAAGAUGGGGAUGAACCACAGAUGAAGAAGCCUAAGGAAUCUGGGAAAGAACCAUUGGCUCCUUUUGAGGGGAAGGACAUAGAAAAGCAUGAUACAGACUUAGAGCAAUAUGAGAGGGAGAGCCCAGAGAAAUCAGAUGAAGAGACUUCCAAACCUGAGGUGAAAAAGAGACCUAAGGCAAAGAAACCAAAACCAGAGCCAGAGACCAUUCAGAUUCCACUGGAGAAGGGAAUUCCUAAGAAACCGCAGCCAGAAGAUGACAAGGAGAUCAAGCUAAGGAAGAAAAUGGGUGAACCCACCCCAGAUGAACCCGAGGGGAUUACUCUCAAACCAUUCAGAAAAGAGAAACCAGAAGAUAAAUCAGAGCAGCCAGAUAAAGAGGAAGGGAAGCCCAAAGGAGUAGACAGACCCACAGAGGAGGAAGAGGUAGAGAAGGACCAACUGCCAGACGGAAAAAGGAAGAAGAAAAUAGUGAAGAAGGUUCGGAAACCAGAGGCACCACAGGAAGAAGCAGAGAAGCCUGUAUCAGAUGUUCCUGAGGCUGAGACACAGGAAAUAGUUUCCCCCAAAGAAGACCAGCCUAGUGCAGUGACAGUUCCUGAAUCAGUGAGUGAGCCUUUAACAGCAGUAGACGAACAACCAAAGGUUUCUGAAGAAGAGAAGCCUGACAAAGUGGCUGCAGAUGACGUGCCAGAACAAAAGGUUGUCAGAAAGAAAGUGAAGGUACAGAAGGUGAAGCCAGAGAAAGAAGUGAAACCAGAAGAAGAGGUUCAAGAAGAAAAGAAAGAAGAGGUGGAAAAGCUGGAGGUUGUGGUGAAAGAGGUACCUGAGGAUGAGAAGGAACAUGUUACUACUGAAGAAAUGGAAGUUAAAGAGAAAAAGGUGAAACACCUAAUCAGAAAGAAGAAGUCAACUCCAAGUGAAGAAGAGAAACCUUCAGAUGAGAGUAAAGGAGAAGAAUCAUUACCAUUACUGGAGAAGCCAGAGGAGCAAAAGGCAGAGGAAAUUCCUGAAACAGUCAAGGAGGCUGAAGAUGUGGAACAAGUGGAAGCAACAAAAGAAAAGAAGGUUAAGCGCAUAGUCAGGAAAAAGAAGGUGGUACCAGAAGAGGCAGAAAAACCUGUAGAGGAAGAAAUGAUUGAAGAUACCUUGCCAUUACCAGAGAAACCUGCUGAAGGAAAGGCAGAUACAGAAGAGAAAACUGACAGUGUGCCAGUAGCUAAAGAUGUGGUUCCUGAAAUUGUUGAUGAAACUGAACACAAAAAAGUUAAACGAAUUGUCAAAAAGAAAAAGAAAACUGUUCCAGAGGAAGAUGUAAAGCCAAUUGAUGUGGAGAAAGAGGAAACUGUUAUGCCAUCCUUGGAAAAAUCUGAAGAAGAAGUGCCUGAAGAAAAGCCUGAUGUUGAAGAGGAUACUACAACAGUACCUGAGGACUCUAAGGGAAGGAGGGUAAAGAGAAUUGUAUCCAAAACAAAGAAAGGCAUUCCGAAGGAAGAGGAGAAACCAACAGAAGACAAGGCAGAAGAGGAUGUAGCUCCUAGAAAACCAACAGAAGACAAACCUGUCAAGAAGAAGAAAGUCACUGGACUACAAAUGAUGAAAAUUGAGAGGAAAGAAAUUAAAGCUACUCAGAUGAAGGUGAUUGAUGUCAAAGAAGACAUUCCCCUAUUUGCACAGAUAAAAUUAAAGAAAGUGACACCUGUCAAGAAACGAGAAAUAAAGGGUGUGACAAUUCCCAAAGUCUUGCUUAAGAGUAACAUUAAGUUCAUUGACUAUCCCCCAGCUGAACAGAAGCCAGUCAUAACAAUUCUUGAGGUGUACUUUGACAAAGGUAUUUUGUCACGGAACUACCAGGAAGCUCUGAAAGUGCAAAAGAGGAAAGUAAAAAAGGUACGAAUCAAGGAUAAGGAAGCAACUGAGUUGGAGGAACCUGAGAAGUUCCCUGCAGAUGACACAGAAAAACCAGAACAUACAGAGAAAGUUGAUCAGCCGACAUGGCAGAGCUUGCCAAAGAAACCCGCACCUGAGCAACAAGAAACACAGAAGCUUGAUAUUGGGAAAGGAAAAGUUCCAGAGCAGGAAACUCCUGUCCCAGAGGACAUCAAGUUGAAAAAGAUUCCUGAAAAGCCAACACCUGGUGAAGAGGAGCAGAAGAUCAAGCCAUCGAAAAAAGAUGGGGAUGAACCACAGAUGAAGAAGCCUAAGGAAUCUGAGAAAGAACCAUUGGUGCCUUUUGAGGGGAAGGACAUAGAAAAGCAUGAUACAGACUUAGAGCAAUAUGAGAGGGAGAGCCCAGAGAAAUCAGAUGAAGAGACUUCCAAACCUGAGGUGAAAAAGAGACCUAAGGCAAAGAAACCAAAACCAGAGCCAGAGACCAUUCAGAUUCCACUGGAGAAGGGAAUUCCUAAGAAACCGCAGCCAGAAGAUGACAAGGAGAUCAAGCUAAGGAAGAAAAUGGGUGAACCCACCCCAGAAGAACCCGAGGUGAUUACUCUCAAACCAUUCAGAAAAGAGAAACCAGAAGAUAAAUCAGAGCAGCCGGAGAAAGAGGAAGGGAAGCCCAAAGGAGUAGACAGACCCACAGAGGAGGAAGAGGUAGAGAAGGACCAACUGCCAGACGGAAAAAGGAAGAAGAAAAUAGUGAAGAAGGUUCGGAAACCAGAGGCACCACAGGAAGAAGCAGAGAAGCCUGUAUCAGAUGUUUCUGAGGCUGAGACACAGGAAAUAGUUUCCCCCAAAGAAGACCAGCCUAGUGCAGUGACAGUUCCUGAAUCAGUGAGUGAGCCUUUAACAGCAGUAGACGAACAACCAAAGGUUUCUGAAGAGAAGCCUGACAAAGUGGCUGCAGAUGAAGUGCCAGAACAAGAAGUAGAAAAGGACCAACUGCCAGAGGGAAAAAGGAAGAAGAAAAUAGUGAAGAAGGUUCGGAAACCGGAGGUACCACAGGAACAAGCGGAGAAGCCUUUACCAGAUGUUCCUGAGGCUGAGACACAGGAAAUAGUUUCCCCCAAAGAAGACCAGCCUAGUGCAGUUAUAGUUCCUGAAUCAGUGAGUGAGCCUUUAACAGCAGUAGACGAACAACCAAAGGUUUCUGAAGAAGAGAAGCCUGACAAAGUGGCUGCAGAUGACGUGCCAGAACAAAAGGUUGUCAGAAAGAAAGUGAAGAUACAGAAGGUGAAGCAAGACAAAGAUGUGAAACCAGAAGAAGAGGUUCAAGAAGAAAAGAAAGAAGAGGUGGAAAAGCUGGAGGUUGUGGUGAAAGAGGUACCUGAGGAUGAGAAGGAACAUGUUACUACUGAAGAAAUGGAAGUUAAAGAGAAAAAGGUGAAACACCUAAUCAGAAAGAAGAAGACAGCUCCAAGUGAAGAAGAGAAACCUUCAGAUGAGAGCAAAGGAGAAGAAUCAUUGCCAGUACUGGAGAAGCCAGAGGAGCAAAAGGCAGAGGAAAUUCCUGAAACAGUCAAGGAGGCUGAAGAUGUGGAACAAGUGGAAGCAACAAAAGAAAAGAAAGUGAAACGAAUUGUCAAGAAGAAGAAAUUGGUUCCAGAGGAUGUUGAAAAGUCGUUGCAGGAAGAAACAGUUAAAGACAAUUUUCCUGCACCUGAGGAAUCAAGAUUAGCAGAAGAUGAGAAAGGCCAACCAGAAGACUCACAUCUACAUUUUGCAAAUGUCGAAUCAUCUGUUGUGGGGAAAGUGACUGACAUUGUUACUCCAUCAUAUGAAACAGGUAAAUCACAAGUAACUAUGGCACUUAAAGAUUCUGUUUCUGUGAGUGAUACCAUGUCCUUAGAGUUAACUGAACAACGAGUAGCAGAUAAAAAACCAUUACCGCAGGAGGCUUUAGUAAGUAUAGGAGAAAAAGAUACUGUAUCUAUACAGGAACCUUAUGUUGAGGUAGUUCCAGCACAUUUGCCUGAGUCACCUCAGGUUUUAAGGGAAGAAGCGACACUUAAGGUAAUGAGCCAAAAAUCUGUGGCUAUAUUGGAAAUUCCUACACAUGAAACAGAGGAACCCCUCGUAUCCAGUAUACCUGAAGUAUUGCAUGCCACACCAUCAUUUCUACAACAAGGACCUUUAACUGUAACUGAAACUGGCACAUUUGAAACACAUACAGACUUUGAACAUGAGAAACAAUUAACUGAAACAGCCCAGACAACCAUCUUACCACAGGAAACACUUUCUGUAACACUUCCUGAACUGCAACACAAGGAAGAUAUUUUCAUGUCACCUGCAGUACCUGACACUGAACAUGCUAUCAGAAACAUUCCAUUGUCUGACUCUGUAACUGUAAAUGAAAUAACAUCUUUAGAAAUACCAUCAGAAUUGAGGUAUACAGUGACACAGGACAAAGAAGCAGUUACAGCACUGCUACCCACAACAGAAUCUGUGUUUGUGACAGAGAUACAACCAACUCAGACAGUGGCUGUUGAUACAAGGGUACAGAAAGUGCCAAAACCUGAAUCAGCUCAAAGAAAACUUUCAACACAGGAUACAUUACAAAUACAAGAAGUUACCACGGAACAGGUUGUUACAACAGAGCCACCUCAAGAAACACAGUAUUUGACACAGGUGCCGAAAGUCGUCCAGAAACGACAGGAGGCACUUAUAAUUACAGAAGUAAUCAAAAACACAAAGGAGGAAGAACUUGCUAACUUCACAGUAUCACAAGAACAACCUACAGUAACAGUUUCUGAAAGUGAAAGUGUGCAAAUUACUGAUAUGCAAACUGCACUAUUUACAGGUGACAUUACUGUACCAGCUCUGCCUAGGAUGGAACAGGUAAGCCCAAUAAUACCAGUGGAAAGACAGCUUCUUUUAGUGGAACAUUCACAACCUGGAAUCUUAGAAGAGGCACUUCCUGAGGAGAAAAUCACAACAGUGCAAGCUAAACUUGUGGAAAUUAGUGAUCAUAAGAAGGCAGAUGUUUCGAUAUCUGAAGUUAAAGAAGCUCCUACAUUACCAAGGAGGGAAGUUGAAAUUCAUGCACCAGAAAACGUUGAGGCUAUUCCUGAAGAAGAGAAACCAACACCUGAACAUGCAGAAGAAAUUUCACAAGAGUAUGCAGUCACUGAGAAGCCAUUGGUGUCUUUUGCUGAUGAAGAUGUCAAGAAGCAACCAACAACAAGAAAAGUCUUGAAGAAGAAAAGAGCUCCUGAGAAGCCAAAGUACGCUGAUGAAAGUGUGACUGAAGAAAUGACAACUGAAGUGCUGACUCAGGAAAAGCCUGAUACUCUAAAACCUGAGGAAGUAAAGGAUUUGCAUGAAGGAAUUGAGGUCACUGAAGUAGUAGAUAGAGUAAGCACAGGUGACGUUAGUCCAUUGGAUGUUGAAAAAGAGAAAGCAGAAGCUGUUGAGGGAACUGAAGACUCUGUAAGUAUUGUUGAGACACCAGUUAAGAAAUUAAUUACCAAGAAGAAGAAGGUCAAGUCAGUUUCAAAGAUUCCAGAAGAAAAAGUACCAGAAGAAGAAGAAAAAGUGGUGGAAAUCCCACAGGAAGAGAAGCCUGUGCCUAAAAAACCAAAGGAAAAGAAACAUCUUCCUGAAAAAGUAGAAGUGUUGAAACUCGAAAGGAAAGAAGUUAAACCUACCAAACUGAAGAUAACUGAUGUGAUGCCAAAAGAGGAAGUUCCUCUUUUCACGCAGGUGAAGCUGAGGAAAGCAAGUGUUCAAAAGAGGGAGAUUAAGGCUGUAGAGGUUCCAAAAGUAUUAUUGAAGAGCAACAUAAAGAUAAUAGACUACCCUCCAAAGGAAAAUACCCCUCUUAUAACAAUAAUAAAUGCAAGGUGUGACAAGGGGAUACUAUCAAGAAAUACACAAGAAGCUCUGAAAGUCCUCAAGAGAAAAGUGAAGAAAGUAAAGUUGCCCGGCAGAGAAAAACCAGACACAGAGGAAUUAGAGUCUUUUGAUGUUGAUCAGAAAGACAGUACUGAUAUUCCUGUGGAAGAUGAGAAGAGUACAUGGGAAAGACUCCCCAAGGCUGCAGAUACUGAGAAACCAGAAGAACCAAAGCUGGUUGUGGGAAAAGGAAAAAUCCCAGAAACAAAAGAACCAGAACAAGAGGAAAUAAAGCUUAAGAAAGUUCCUGAGAAGCCACUAGUGGAAGAGAUAACUGAAAUGAAGAAGCCUAAGAAGGAUGAGACUGAUGAAAAGGAUACAAAGAGCACACCAAAAGAGAAGGAAAUUACUUUAGCUCCCUUUAAACCUAGUGACAUAGAAGGAACUGACAUAGAUCUGGAAAAGUAUGUAAAAGAAGAGCCAGAAAAGAAAGAGAGAAGGACUCCUGAAAAGCAAAAAGUUAAAAAGCCCAAAAAAGACUCUGCAAAACCUGAACCAGAGACAGUAAAAAUACCAUUAGAAAAACAGCCUCCUAAGAAACCUUACCCUGAAGAGGAGAAGGAUAUCAAACUGAAAAAGAAGGUGGGAGAGCCAGAACCAGAGGAGCCAGAUAGUAUUACCUUGAAACCUUUUGUAAAAGAAAAACCAGAAGAAGAUUCUGAAAUUGCUAAGAAGCACAGCCUUAAACUUGAUGACAAAGAGAAACCUUAUGAAGAAGAAGAGGUAUUACCUACUGAACAUGUAAAACCUGAAUCACCAGAGAGGACAAUAAAGAAAACAAAGGUAAAGAAAACAAAACCACCUAAGCCUGUGGAAGAUGUUCUGAAAGAUGAAUCCAAAGAAGCACCUCAGCAGGAUGAACCAAUACUGGAUGAGAAACCAAAAGAAACCGAAGAAGUACCAGAAGAAGACUUCGUAAUGAAGAUAAAACCCAAAGAGCCAGAAAGGGAGGAUAUUGAAAAGGUAAUAGUCGAGAAAGAGAAGCCAGAGAAACCUGAGGCUGAAGAAAUUAAAGAAGUGACAAUAAAGAAGAAGAAACCAAAGAAACCUUCUGUAGAAGAAGUGACAGAGGAAGUCACUCUAAAGAAGGAGGUACCAGUGGAGCCAAAAGAGGAGGAAGUCACAGAGGAGGUAAUUGUAAAGGAAAAGAAGCCUAAAGAGGUAAAAGCAGAAGAGGUUCCUGAGGAAGUGAGAAUUGAACAGAAGGAACCAGAGAAACCCAAGGAAGAGGUAAGUGAAGAAAUAACAAUAAAGAGGAAGAAACCAAGGAAACCUUCUGUAGAAGAAGUGAGAGAGGAAGUCACACUAAAGAAGGUGAUACCAGUGGAGCCAAAAGAGGAGGAGGAAGUCACAGAGGAGGUAGUUGUAAAGAAAAAGAAGCCUAAAGAGGUGAAAGUAGAAGAGGUUCCUGAGAAAGUGACAAUUGAAAAGAGGGAACCAGAGAAACCCAAGGAUGAGGUAAGUGAAGAAAUAACAAUAAAGAAGAAGAAACCAAGGAAACCUUCUGUAGAAGAAGUGAGAGAGGAAGUCACACUAAAGAAGGUGAUACCGGUGGAGCCAAAAGAGGAGGAGGAAGUCACAGAGGAGGUAGUUGUAAAGAAAAAGAAGCCUAAAGAGGUGAAAGUAGAAGAGGUUCCUGAGAAAGUGAUAAUUGAAAAGAAGGAACCAGAGAAACCCAAGGAAGAGGUAAGUGAAGAAGUCACAGUAAAGAAGAAGAAACCAAGGAAACCUUCUGUAGAAGAAGUGACUGAGGAAGUCACUCUCAAGAAGGUGGUACCAGUGGAGCCAAAGGAGGAAGAGGAAGUCACAGAAGAGGUAGUUAUAAAGAAAAAGAAGCCUAAAGAGGUGAAAGUAGAAGAAGUUACUGAGGAAGAGAAAAUUGAAAAGAAGGAACCAGAGAAACCCAAGGAAGAGGUAAGUGAAGAAAUAACAAUAAAGAAGAAGAAACCAAGGAAACCUUCUGUAGAAGAAGUGACUGAGGAAGUCACUCUCAAGAAGGUGGUACCAGUGGAGCCAAAGGAGGAAGAGGAAGUCACGGAACAGGUAGUGAUAAAGAAAAAGAAGCCCAAGGAGGUGAAAGUAGAAGAGGUGACUGAGGAAGUGAAAAUUAAAAAGAAGGAACCAGAGAAACCCAAGGAUGAUGUACAUGAAGAAAUAACAAUAAAGAAGAAGAAACCAAGGAAACCUUCUGUAGAAGAAGUUGCUGAAGAAGUCACUCUAAAGAAGGUGGUACCAGUGGAGCCAAAACAAGAAGAGGAAGUCACAGAAGAGGUAGUUAUAAAGAAAAAGAAGCCUAAGGAGGUGAAAGUGGAAGAAGUUACUGAGGAAGUGAAAAUUGAAAAGAAGGAACCAGAGAAACCCAAGGAUGAUGUAAGUGAAGAAGUAACAAUAAAGAAGAAGAAACCAAGGAAACCUUCUGUAGAAGAAGUUGCUGAAGAAGUCACUCUAAAGAAGGUGGUACCAGUGGAGCCAAAGGAGGAAGAGGAAGUCACGGAACAGGUAGUGAUAAAGAAAAAGAAGCCUAAAGAGGUGAAAGUUGAAGAGAUUACUGAGGAAGUGAAAAUUAGAAAGAAGGAACCAGAGAAACCUAAGGAUGAUGUAAGUGAAGAAAUAACAAUAAAGAAGAAGAAACCAAGGAAACCUUCUGUAGAAGAAGUUGCUGAAGAAGUCACUCUAAAGAAGGUGGUACCAGUGGAGCCAAAGGAGGAAGAGGAAGUCACGGAACAGGUAGUGAUAAAGAAAAAGAAGCCUAAAGAGGUGAAAGUUGAAGAGAUUACUGAGGAAGUGAAAAUUAGAAAGAAGGAACCAGAGAAACCUAAGGAUGAUGUAAGUGAAGAAAUAACAAUAAAGAAGAAGAAACCAAGGAAACCUUCUGUAGAAGAAGUUGCUGAAGAAGUCACUCUAAAGAAGGUGGUACCAGUGGAGCCAAAACAAGAAGAGGAAGUCACAGAAGAGGUAGUUAUAAAGAAAAAGAAGCCUAAGGAGGUGAAAGUGGAAGAGGUUUCUGAGGAAGUGACAAUUAAAAGGAAGGAACCAGAAAAACCCAAGGAUGAUGUAAGUGAAGAAGUAACAAUAAAGAAGAAGAAACCAAGGAAACCUUCUGUAGAAGAAGUGAGUGAGGAAGUCACUCUGAAGAAGAUGGUACCAGUGGAGCCAAAAGAAGAAGGGGAACUCACAGAAGAGGUAGUUAUAAAGAAAAAGAAGCCUAAAGAGGUAAAAGUGGAAGAGGUUUCUGAGGAAGUGACAAUUAAAAGGAAGGAACCAGAAAAACCCAAGGAUGAUGUAAGUGAAGAAGUAACAAUAAAGAAGAAGAAACCAAGGAAACCUUCUGUAGAAGAAGUGAGUGAGAAACUCACCAUAAAGAAGGUAGUGGAAAAGAAAGCUGCAGAACCACAUGAUGAGGAAGUAGCAGAAGAAAUAACAAUUAAGAAGUUGGCACCAAAGACACCUGAGGACAGCGUGGCAGAAUUCACUGUUAAGAAGAAGGCUCCACAGAGGAAGUUGUCAAUAGAGGAGUUAGGUGAGGAAGAAAUCACUAUAAAACCAAUGCGGCCAAGACAACCAUCAUUGCCUGAAGUAACUGAAGUUACUGAUGUUGAAACAGUUACAAUUCAGCCUAGAAUCACUAAAACAAAAGAAGAAAUAGAACAAGAAUUCAAGAUUCAACUACAUACUUAUGAAGAAGAGGAUAUCUCAAUGACUAGUAAAGUCAGGUUAAAGAAACAACGACGUCCUACCUAUGCAGAAGAAGCUGGUGAGCAAACUAUUCGAAUUGUCAAAGAGAUAGAAGAUCAGAAGUCACCUGAAAUUAUAGAAGUUUUAGAGUCUCCUGAAGCUGAAGGUGUCAGUUUUGAUUUGAAGCGCAAGCCAAGUUAUACAGUUCAGGAAGCAGAAGAAGAGGAGACAGUGAUACUAACAAAACCACAUAGGGAGAGAGAAGACAUUGAAGAAAGUUUUCAGAUUUCCUUACGCAAGAAAGAUGAUUCUCGCAAAAUGUCAUACUCCAUUGAAAAUGUUGAAGAAGAGUUCAGCAUUGGUUUUCAAAAGAGGCAGCCUACUCCAGCAGGAACAUCCUUUGAAGAAGAGUCCUUGGAGCUGAAGCUGAAGCCUAAGAAGAGGCCUACAAGGAUUUCACAGGAAGAGGAUUUCACUCUCAGUAUAGUAAAGGAAACAGAAGUCUUCCAAGAAGGAGUAGAAGAGAUAUUAGUUACAGAGCUUCAAGAAGGGGAUGUGUUAUACUCAGUCAGUGCCUACGAAGCAGAAAAUGAAGAUGCAAUGAAUCUUGUUGAGGGUGAGAAGGUUUACAUCAUAGAUAUGAAUAACCCAGACUGGUGGUUUGUUAAAAAACAUCUCACAGAAGAGAAAGGAUGGGUUCCAGCUCAACUUCUAAUGGAUGAAAUUAGGUACACAACAUUUGUUCAGAAAGUAAUCCAGCAAAAAAUUGACCAGCUUCCUGUUUUUGAAAAACCUGUACAUACAGAAAAAGCUACCGCACCAAGAUUUGUUGAGAAGCUUCAACCUAAGCAUGUUCCUGAUGGAACAACAGUUGAAUUUCGGUGUCAGAUUUCUGGUAGCCCUCGUCCACAGGUUACAUGGUUUAAGCAGACAGCCAUUCUGUUGCCUUCUCAUGACUUCCAGAUGUUCUACAGUGAAGAUAAUGUGGCAACACUUGUCGUAAAAGAAAUUUUCCCAGAAGAUGCUGGCACCUAUACAUGUGUUGCAAAGAAUGCAGCAGGAUUUGCAUCUUCUUCAACAGAGCUUGUUGUAGAGGGACCAUUGUCAGACCAUGGGUCAGAUGUUGCUGUACUAUCCAGGAAAAGCCUCUCAAGGGAAUCGUCACUAGCAGACAUCCUGGAAGGAAUUCCUCCCAUGUUUACGCACAAACCAGUGCCGCUGUCUGCACCAGAGGGUUCUGAUGUGAAACUGGACUGUCAAUUAGUGGCAGUGCCUGAACCAGUUAUUACAUGGUACUUCAACAAAAAGGAAGUUGAUAAAACUGAAAAUGUUUCUGUUUCUGUCGAUUCUGAUGGUCACAUGUACUUUAGCAAAGUUUCCAUUAAAAAAGUAAAGAAAUCGCAGGAAGGUGUAUAUGAAGUCAUUGCCAGAAACACCGAAGGAGAAACAUCUAUGCCCAUAAUCCUAAAGGUAAAAACAUCAAAGAAGGAACCACCAACAGUCCUGGAACCACUGAAACCAACGGUUGUUCAUACUGGUGAUCCAGUAGUAUUACGUGCAGUCAUAACAGGCAACCCAGCACCAAAAGUCACGUGGCUCAAAGAUGGUCUUCCAGCCGAUGACCUGCCUGUUUCUCAUGAUGGAGACACUCACAGCAUUUUCUUGAAAGAUGCUGGUGAGGGAGACGCAGGGGUCUACACAGUAAGAGCAGAGAACCCCGUUGGUAGUGCAGAAAGUACAGCAUCUCUCGUAGUUGAAGAACCUGAUGAGAACAUGGAGCCACCACUUUUUACGGAAAGAUUUGAGGAAGUAAAAGUCCCUGAGAAAGGUACAUUACGUCUGGUAGCCAAGGUGACAGGGAAUCCUGUUCCAGAGAUUACGUGGCUCAGGAACAAUAGACCACUGAAACCAUCACCAAACCUAACUGUAUCAUUUGAUGGAACCACAUCUUCUUUGGAAAUUCAGAAUGUGGAUUCAGAAGUUGAUGCUGGAAACUACAAAUGUGUAGCCAAAAAUCGUGCAGGAAUCACAUCUCAUGGAGCAAGGGUUUCAGUCGAUGUUCCGGAAGUCACAUUUGUAAGGAAACUGCAGGAAAUUACUGAAGUUGAGGAACGAGAAUCUCUGGUACUGGAAUGCGAAACUUCACACACAGUGUCGACACACUGGUUCCAUGAGAAUCAUGAGCUCAGUGGAAUGGACCACCGAGUGGUGGUGCAAGAGGGCCGUAUUCAUCGUUUGCUUAUAAAGAACUGCACAUCGCGAGAUGCCGGCCUGUACCAGUGUCGGGUGAGGGAUCAAGUGACGGAGGGCCACGUUACAGUCCACGACAAAAAACCUGAGUUUUUGCGGAAGUUACAAGAUUUCGAAGUGAAAGAAAGGGAAAGUGCUAUAUUGGAAGUUGAAAUCACAUCAGAAACAGCAGAUGUAACAUGGCACAAAGAUGGUGAACAACUGACAGACACAAGUGAUAAAUUUGUAUUUGAGAAGCAAGGAACAGUACGCAAGUUACUGAUUCGAGGUGUGUCUGUCCACGAUGAAGGCGAGUACACAUGUGCGCUUGGAGAACAAGAGUGUACUGCAGAAGUCUCUGUUGUUGAACUUCCACCAGAGAUAACUACUAAGAUGCAGGAUGUGACUGUUGCGAAGGGUGAGAAAGCAACAUUUGAAAUAGAGCUAACAAAGGGAGAUGCCCUUGUCCGAUGGUUUAAAGAUGGCAAGGAGCUGCAAUUUUCUGAACAUGUGCAACUGUCCAUUGAUGGAAAGAGGCAGCGCCUGAAAGUAUACAAUUCCGAACUUAAGGAUGCAGGUGUUUAUUCUUGCGAAGUUGGUGAACAGACAUCUUCAGCACGACUAACUGUUGAAGAGCCAGCUGUGCAGUUCCUUAAGAAAUUGCCAGAUGUGACAUUAAUUCCUCUAAACUUGGAUGCUACAUUCACUGUAGAACUGUCACGAUCUGAUGUUAAUGUGAAAUGGUUGAUGAAAGGCAAAGAAAUAAAAUCAUGUGAGCGGUACCAAAUAACCUCAGAGGGAUCUGUGAAGAAAUUAGUUGUAAAGAAUGUUACCAUUGAGGAUCAAGCAGACUAUAGCUGUGUUGCUUUGAAUGUAAAAUCAACAUCAAAACUUAAAGUUGAAAUAAUUGAAACAGCACCAAGGAUUAACAUCGAAUCUCUUACAAAAGAAUAUCGAGUUAAAAAAGGAGAUGAUGUAACUAUUGAGGUGAAAUUCACUGCAGCUCCUCCACCACAGGAUGAAUGGUUCAUCAAUGGCAAACUUGUCAAAAAAUCGCCAAGGAUUAUACAAACACUGACUGAGAAUUCUGCAACUCUGACCAUUAAGAAAGCUGAAGAAACAGAUGCUGCAAGCUAUACUGUUAAAUUAUCCAACAGGCAAGGGGAAGCCUCAGCAGAGAUGACCCUCAUUCUAAUGGAGCCACCAUCAGAGCCAGGCAUCCCAGAAGUUGUUGAAGUCACUGACCAGACCAUUACGCUUCACUGGAAGCCUCCAGAAUUUGAUGGACAUUCUCCUAUUACAAACUAUGUUCUGGAAUACCAUGACAAGACUGAUUUCACAUGGAUUCAAGUAAAGGAAAUGGUUAGAGAGACAACUCACAAAGUGACACAACUUCAGACAAAUGGGGAAUACAUGUUCCGUGUGUCAGCCGAGAAUGAUAUUGGCCGUGGUGCUCCAUCACACAACACCCGUUACAUACGAGUUACUAAACCAUUAUCUGCUGAACCACCAGCAAUCCAGCAGCCACUGGAAGGGGUAGUGUGUGGCUUAAAACAGUCGAUAACUCUGUCUUGUGUUAUUGGAGGAAUACCUGAGCCAACAGUAAAGUGGAUGAAAGAUGGGAAGGUAUUCAAAAGCAAAAAUUUGACAUAUGAGAACAGGAUUGCCAAAUGCAUCAUAAGUGAGACUACAGAGACAUCAUCUGGCAUUUACACAUGUCAGGCAACAAAUACAGCUGGCUUUGCAGAAACAUCAUGUGAACUUAAAAUUCAAGAACCUCCAAAACUUGAAUUUGAUGAGAGUUUGGUAACUCAGAAAUUAAGGAUAACUAAUCAGUGGAAGAUAGAAGUUAAGUAUUCAGGCUUCCCUAAACCAGAAGUGGUAUGGACAAAGAACGGAAAAAGCCUGGCUUCUACUAAGCACUGUUCCAUCUACCAUGAUGAAAAUUCAUCAACAAUUGCAAUAUAUUCCUUAGCAAAAGUGGACACUGGAACAUACACAUUUACAGCUCGCAGUGAUGCAGGUUCUGCGAGUGUGGAUUUCAGUCUAAAAGUCAUUGACAAGCCAAGCAAACCAGAAGGGCCAAUUAUUGUAAAAGAUAUCCGAAAGGAUUCUGUGGUUCUCGAAUGGAAACCACCUGCAGAUGAUGGUGGCCUUGAGCUUUCUAAAUACUCUGUUGAAAAAUGUGAUGUUGAGAAGAUGGUGUGGAUGAAGGUUGCUGACGUAGAGAAAGAUGUCUCGUCAUAUUGUGUACAACGUUUGAGAGAAGAUUCAGAGUACAUGUUCAGAAUUAUUGCUGAGAAUCCGGUAGGAACAUCAGAGCCACUUGAGAGUGACACGGUCACCAUUAGGAGCAAAUUUGAUAAACCAUCUGCCCCAAGAGGACCGCUACAAGUCUCAGGUAUGACUGAGACAUCUUUCACUGUUGCUUGGCAAUCACCAGAAUCAGAUGGAGGUGCUCCAGUGUUGGAAUAUGUUGUAGAACGCAGAGAAGUGGGGAAGAAGGCCUGGCAGAAGGUUGGAAGCACAACAAAAGAUGUGACUCACAUUGAAGUUUCUGGACUUAAAACGAAUUCAUCGCAUAAUAUCAGGAUAACAGCUAGAAAUGAAGUUGGUCUCAGUGUACCAUUUGCUCCUGAAGAUGCAAUUACUGUUGGAAUGAGAAUAAGUGCCCCAUCUGCACCAGUUGAUCUACAUAUUACUGAUUUCACAAGCAAGAGUGUCACUCUGCAGUGGGGGCCCCCUGCCAGUACAGGUGGAACUGAACUAACAGGAUACAUAAUUGAAAAGCGACUACUGUCAUCAAAGAAGUGGAGCAAAGUUGUUACACUUGAACCAUCAGUACUACAAUACUGUAUAGAAAACCUUAAAGAUAAGGCUGAGUACUUCUUCCGUGUGUAUGCAGAAAAUGCCAUAGGACUUAGCCCACCGGCUGGCACAGAGCUGGUCUCCCUUAAAAAGCAUGCAACUGUUCCAUCACCACCUACAGCUCCACUUGAGAUACGACCCAUAGGCCCAAAUGCUGUUGUGAUUGCAUGGGGAAUCCCUGAAACUGAUGGUGGUGCACCUCUUCAGGGUUAUACUAUCGCCAUACGUGAUGUGCGAAAGACUAUGUGGAUGGAAGUUGGUCGUGUCAAAGCUGAUGUGCAUAAACUCACAAUCAAAGACCUACAGGAAAACCAUGAAUACCUCAUUCGAAUUUUUGCAAAGAAUGAAGUUGGUCCUAGUGAGCCUUUGGAAUCAGAGGAGCCAUUUAAAAUGCUGAGGCCAACAGAAAUUGACCAGCAAGAACUCGAUAAGCUGGAAACGACAGCACCGACACUUAGUUUCAGUACUGAAACCACCACAUCCUGGAUGAAAGAAGCAGGCAUGGAUGCUGACAUCCGAUCAUACGCAAGAGGUUCAUUAUUAAGAAGGGAUGAAUAUUUCUUCCGUAUUUGGUACUAUGCCCGACAGUUGUUUAAGUGAUGUGGUGUAAGGAAUCAAUUGUGAAGACAAAGACAAAUAGUGUGUAAAGUGUAUACGAAGUCGUAAGUAGAGUUGUUGAGCGUAUCUGUGCUUAAGGCACUGAUAAAACAAUAGAACUAUUUAUUUUUUUACCUUUUGUAAAGCAAUUUUGUACUGAAUUUUAUAUGAAGGCUUGGAAGCAGCACUGUGGGCAAGCACUCUACUAUCUUGCUUCCUGAUUUCCAUCAAUGAAAUAAAAAAAGUACCCUGUGCAAAGCAAAGCAGGGGGCACUGAUAGAGAGUAGAACUUGCACCUGUUGCUUCUGGCUGACUGAUUCAAGGACCAAGACUGUUGCUUUGUAUUUCUUGCAUAUUCAGUAAAUAUGUAAAUAAGGAGGCAGAGGAACUGUACAUUACUACAAAUGUUAAUAAUAAUAAUUUAUUGAAAUGAGGAUGUAAAUGUUUAUGGACAUAAAAUGUAAUUCUUAUAGGUUUUUCAUAUGUAUGUAAUUUUUAUGGACACUGUACUACACAACAAAACAAGUCUGAGAAGUGGGUCUGCUGAAGCAGGACAUUUCUGCUGUGACUUAAUAAGUGUGUAAGUAAUACAGUGUAUUAUGCUGUGAUAUACUCUUGUGUAUCAUUCAGUUUUGAAUUAUGUGAUUUCAAAUGUGUAAUUGUGUUCAAUUGGCUGCAAGUAUUUUUUACCUCUUUUAAUAUCACUGUCUAUUUCAACUGCAGUUGUAAUAACUGCUUACAAAGUAGUCUGUAAUCAUUUGGUUCAAGUAAGCGUCACUUCACCAGUAACUUAAAGGAGACAAAAUAUAGGUGCAACGACAUGAAUUUGUUACUGGUAAGAGUCAGCUUACAGAGCAAAUGAUACUUCAUGAAAGAAUCAUAUUAAAAUAUAUAUAUUUUUAAAGUUUGAAUAA